CAAAAAUGAAAAUAUUUUUGCCACUAGUCACGUGGAUAGUGCUACUACUCUCGAGUGCAGUACAUUCACAAUAUUCACAACAACCGCAACCAUUCAAGACGAACUUGAGGGCGAAUAGUCGGUUUCGCGGCGAGGUCUUCUACCUGAACCUCGAGAAUGGCUACUUUGGCUGCCAAGUCAACGAGUCCACCGAAUAUUUGCAGCUAUUCAACCUAUCGAAACUAUGCGACGGUACCCAAGAUUGCUUCCUGGGUGCCGAUGAGUUGAGCAAAGAGCUCAAAUGCACAAAUGACUGUGAUAAGGAUGGCACCAAGUGCACACAUGGCGCGUGUUUGAACGGCGUCUGCCAUUGCAAUGACGGCUACGGCGGCUGCAAUUGCGUGGACAAAGAUGAGAACGAAUGCAAACAGCGGCCGUGCGACGUGUUCGCCCAUUGCACAAACACACUGGGCAGCUUCACGUGUACCUGCUUUCCGGGCUAUCGCGGCAAUGGUUUCCAUUGUGAAGACAUUGACGAAUGCCAAGAUCCCGCGAUAGCAGCGCGAUGCGUGGAGAACGCCGAGUGCUGCAACCUGCCGGCGCACUUCCUUUGCAAGUGCAAGGAUGGAUACGAGGGCGACGGCGAGGUUCUGUGCACGGAUGUGGACGAGUGCCGCAAUCCGGAGAACUGCGGUCCUAACGCCCUGUGCACCAACACGCCGGGCAAUUACACAUGCUCCUGCCCGGAGGGCUAUGUGGGCAACAAUCCGUAUCGGGAGGGAUGCCAGGAUGUGGACGAGUGCUCGUACCCGAAUGUCUGCGGACCCGGUGCCAUAUGUACGAAUCUCGAGGGCAGUUAUCGCUGCGACUGCCCGCCGGGAUACGACGGAGAUGGACGCUCGGAGUCCGGUUGCGUGGACCAGGAUGAGUGCGCACGGACGCCCUGCGGCCGGAACGCGGAUUGUUUGAACACGGACGGCAGCUUCCGCUGCUUGUGUCCGGACGGCUACAGUGGUGAUCCCAUGAACGGCUGCGAGGAUGUCGAUGAAUGCGCCACUAACAAUCCAUGCGGUUUGGGUGCUGAAUGCGUGAACCUGGGCGGUAGCUUCCAGUGCCGCUGUCCCUCCGGCUUUGUGCUGGAGCACGAUCCGCACGCGGAUCAGUUGCCCCAGCCGCUGAACACCCAACAAUUGGGCUACGGGCCGGGGGCCACGGACGUGGCGCCCUAUCAAAGGACCUCGGGCGCCGGUCUGGCAUGCCUGGACAUCGAUGAGUGCAAUCAGCCGGACGGAGUGGCCAAGUGCGGCACCAAUGCCAAGUGCAUUAACUUCCCCGGCUCAUACCGCUGCCUGUGUCCCAGUGGAUUCCAAGGACAAGGCUAUUUGCACUGCGAGAACAUCAACGAGUGUCAGGAUAAUCCGUGUGGGGAGAAUGCGAUCUGCACGGACACCGUUGGCAGCUUCGUGUGCACAUGCAAACCUGACUAUACCGGUGAUCCGUUCCGCGGAUGUGUGGAUAUCGAUGAGUGUACCGCGUUGGAUAAGCCCUGUGGACAGCAUGCGGUAUGCGAAAAUACCGUUCCUGGCUACAAUUGCAAGUGCCCGCAAGGAUAUGAUGGCAAACCCGAUCCCAAGGUGGCCUGCGAACAGGUGGAUGUCAAUAUACUGUGCAGCAGUAACUUCGAUUGUACCAACAAUGCAGAGUGCAUUGAGAAUCAGUGCUUCUGCUUGGAUGGAUUCGAACCCAUUGGAUCCAGUUGUGUGGACAUCGAUGAGUGUCGCACCCACGCCGAGGUGUGUGGUCCCCAUGCCCAGUGCCUGAAUACGCCAGGGUCGUACGGCUGUGAAUGCGAGGCGGGAUAUGUGGGCAGUCCGCCAAGAAUGGCGUGCAAGCAGCCAUGCGAGGAUGUUCGCUGUGGAGCCCAUGCCUACUGCAAACCGGAUCAGAAUGAAGCCUACUGCGUGUGCGAGGAUGGAUGGACCUACAACCCGAGCGAUGUCGCUGCGGGAUGUGUGGACAUCGAUGAGUGCGAUGUGAUGCAUGGACCUUUCGGAAGCUGUGGCCAGAAUGCCACGUGUACAAACAGUGCUGGAGGCUUUACAUGUGCCUGCCCUCCUGGAUUCUCGGGAGAUCCGCACUCCAAAUGCGUCGAUGUGGAUGAGUGCCGAACCGGAGCCAGCAAGUGUGGAGCUGGAGCUGAGUGUGUGAACGUACCCGGUGGUGGAUACACCUGUCGUUGCCCCGGGAACACAAUUGCCGAUCCGGAUCCUAGUGUAAGGUGUGUGCCCAUUGUCAGCUGCUCCGCUAACGAAGACUGCCCGGGUAACUCCAUCUGUGAUGCCACAAAGCGCUGCCUGUGUCCGGAACCGAAUAUUGGUAAUGACUGCCGUCAUCCCUGCGAAGCCCUCAACUGUGGAGCACAUGCCCAGUGCAUGCUGGCCAACGGACAGGCUCAGUGCCUGUGUGCUCCCGGAUACACAGGAAACUCUGCCCUUGCAGGAGGCUGUAAUGACAUCGAUGAAUGUCGUGCCAAUCCCUGCGCUGAGAAGGCAAUCUGUUCGAAUACAGCCGGAGGCUAUCUAUGUCAGUGUCCAGGUGGAUCCAGUGGAGAUCCAUACCGCGAGGGGUGCAUUACCUCAAAGACGGUGGGCUGCUCUGAUGCCAAUCCUUGCGCGACUGGUGAGACUUGCGUCCAAGACUCAUACACGGGCAACAGCGUGUGCAUUUGUCGACAGGGUUAUGAGCGAAAUCCCGAGAACGGCCAGUGCCAGGAUGUGGAUGAGUGCUCGGUGCAAAGAGGAAAGCCCGCUUGUGGACUUAAUGCUCUCUGUAAGAAUCUGCCUGGCAGCUACGAGUGCCGGUGCCCACAGGGUCAUAACGGAAAUCCCUUCAUCAUGUGCGAGAUCUGCAAUACGCCGGAGUGCCAGUGUCAAUCACCAUACAAGCUUGUUGGAAACAGUUGUGUUCUCUCCGGUUGCUCCAGUGGACAGGCCUGUCCCAGCGGAGCUGAGUGCAUCUCCAUAGCUGGAGGUGUUAGCUACUGUGCCUGCCCCAAGGGUUACCAAACCCAACCGGAUGGAAGCUGUGUGGAUGUCGACGAGUGCGAAGAACGGGGGGCUCAAUUGUGUGCCUUUGGCGCUCAGUGCGUGAACAAGCCAGGAAGCUAUAGUUGCCACUGUCCCGAGGAUUACAAGGGAGAUGCCUACAACGGACUAUGUGCACUCGCACAAAGGAAAUGCGCUGCCGAUAGGGAGUGCGCUACCAACGAAAAAUGCAUCCAGCCAGGAGAGUGUGUUUGCCCGCCUCCUUAUUUCCUGGACCCGCAGGACAACAACAAGUGCAAGAGCCCUUGCGAACGCUUCCCGUGUGGCAUCAAUGCUAAGUGUACGCCCUCGGAUCCUCCACAGUGCAUGUGCGAGGCUGGAUUCAAGGGAGACCCACUGCUGGGAUGCACCGAUGAAGACGAGUGCUCCCAUCUCCCAUGUGCCUAUGGAGCCUACUGCGUAAACAAGAAGGGCGGAUACCAGUGCGUGUGCCCCAAGGAUUAUACCGGAGAUCCGUACAAGAGUGGCUGCAUCUUUGAAAGCGGCACACCCAAGAGCAAGUGCCUGAGCAACGAUGAUUGCGCCAGUAAUCUAGCCUGCUUGGAAGGUAGCUGCGUAAGUCCAUGCAGCAGUCUUCUGUGUGGAUCAAAUGCUUACUGUGAGACGGAGCAACAUGCUGGCUGGUGUCGCUGCCGUGUAGGAUACGUCAAAAAUGGCGAUGGGGACUGCGUGUCUCAGUGCCAGGACGUGAUCUGCGGCGAUGGAGCUCUCUGCAUUCCAACCAGCGAGGGACCCACCUGUAAGUGCCCACAAGGACAACUCGGCAAUCCCUUCCCUGGCGGCAGCUGCAGCACGGAUCAGUGCUCAGCCGCCAGACCUUGUGGCGAACGGCAGAUCUGCAUCAAUGGAAGAUGCAAGGAGCGCUGCGAGGGUGUGGUCUGUGGCAUCGGAGCCACGUGCGAUAGAAACAAUGGAAAAUGCAUCUGCGAGCCGAACUUUGUGGGUAAUCCCGAUUUGAUCUGUAUGCCACCCAUCGAGCAGGCCAAGUGCUCUCCAGGAUGUGGAGAGAACGCUCACUGCGAGUACGGAUUGGGUCAGAGCCGAUGCGCCUGUAACCCGGGAACCUUCGGAAAUCCCUAUGAAGGCUGUGGAGCACAGAGCAAGAACGUGUGCCAGCCGAAUAGCUGUGGACCCAAUGCCGAAUGCCGUGCUGUGGGCAACCACAUCUCCUGUCUUUGCCCGCAGGGCUUUAGUGGUAAUCCCUACAUUGGAUGCCAGGAUGUGGAUGAGUGUGCCAACAAACCAUGUGGUCUUAAUGCUGCCUGUUUGAAUAGAGCCGGAGGAUUCGAGUGCUUGUGUCUUUCGGGACACGCCGGAAAUCCCUACAGUAGUUGUCAACCCAUCGAGAGCAAGUUCUGUCAGGAUGCGAACAAGUGCAAAUGCAACGAACGAAUGGAGUGUCCAGAUGGCUACAGUUGCCAAAAAGGACAGUGCAAGAACCUCUGCUCCCAGGCUUCUUGUGGCCCAAGGGCCAUCUGUGAUGCCGGAAACUGCAUCUGCCCCAUGGGCUACAUUGGGGAUCCUCAUGACCAAGUGCAGGGUUGCAGCAUUCGCGGUCAGUGUAGCAAUGAUGCGGACUGCCUUCACUCUGAGAUCUGCUUCCAGUUAGGCAAGGGUCUGCGCAAAUGUGUGGACGCAUGCUCCAAGAUUCAGUGUGGUCCCAAUGCCCUCUGCGUGUCCGAGGAUCAUCGAUCUUCCUGUAUAUGCUCUGACGGAUUCUUCGGAAAUCCAAGCAAUCUACAGGUGGGAUGCCAGCCGGAAAGAACACUUCCCGAGGAAGAGGAUAAAUGCAAAUCGGAUCAGGACUGCAGUCGAGGAUACGGUUGUCAGGCCAGCGUUCACGGCAUCAAAGAGUGCAUUAAUCUGUGCUCCAAUGUCGUCUGCGGACCCAACGAGCUGUGCAAGAUCAACCCAGCUGGGCAUGCGAUUUGCAAUUGCGCCGAGAGUUAUGUCUGGAACCCAGUGGUCUCUUCAUGCGAAAAGCCUUCGCUGCCAGACUGCACCAGUGACGCUAAUUGCCCGGAUGCUUCUACCUGUCGACCGGAUGUCUUGGGAGUCCUUAAGUGCGUCGCCAUCUGUGAUGCCUUCACGUGCCCGGCCAACUCGGUUUGCGUGGCCCGUCAGCACCAAGGACGCUGUGAUUGUCUCAACGGGUUCGUGGGUAACCCCAACGAUAGGAACGGCUGUCAGCCGGCCCAGAAACAUCACUGCAGAAACCACGCCGAGUGCCAGGAGUCGGAAGCCUGCAUUAAGGAUGAAUCUACCCAGACUCUCGGAUGCCGUCCAGCUUGUGAUACGGUGAAAUGUGGACCACGAGCCGUUUGCGUCACCAACAAUCAUCAGGCGCAGUGUCAGUGUCCACCGGGACCUUUCGCCGGAGAUCCAUACGAUCCAUUUAAUGGCUGCCAGAGUGUUCCUUGUGUUUACAACCAUGAUUGUCCACCCAGCCAGAUGUGCAACCGGAUGACACACACAUGCUUCGAUGUGUGCGACGAGGAGUCCUGCGGUGACAAUGCCAUUUGUUUGGCUGAGGAUCACCGAGCCGUCUGCCAGUGUCCACCUGGAUUUAAGGGAGAUCCGUUACCCGAAGUGGCCUGCACCAAGCAGGGCGGAUGUGCCGCUGGAACUUGCCACCCCUCGGCAAUAUGCGAGGUUACUCCUGAAGGUCCUGUCUGCAAGUGUCCUCCGCUUUUUGUGGGCGACCCGAAGUCAGGUGGCUGUCGCCCAGAUGGUCAGUGCCCGAAUGGAGACGCCGACUGCCCAGCCAAUACCAUCUGCGCCGGAGGAGUAUGCCAGAAUCCCUGCGACAACGCUUGCGGAUCGAAUGCUGAGUGCAAGGUUAUCAAUAGGAAACCCGUCUGCAGUUGUCCCCUGCGAUUCCAGCCUAUCUCUGAUACUGCCAAGGAUGGAUGUGCCCGGACCAUAUCUAAAUGUCUCACAGAUGUCGACUGCGGAGGAGCACUGUGCUACAAUGGACAAUGCCGGAUUGCUUGCAGGAACAGCCAAGAUUGCUCCGAUGGCGAGAGCUGCUUGAAGAACGUCUGUGUGGUUGCUUGUCUGGAUCACAGUCAGUGCGCUAGUGGACUUGCCUGUGUCGAGGGCCACUGCACCAUCGGCUGUCGCAGCAACAAGGAGUGCAAGCAGGAUCAGUCUUGCAUUGAAAACAAGUGCCUGAAUCCCUGCCAGUCUGCCAACAGUUGUGGUCCAAAUGCGCUGUGCAGCAUUGAUCAGCACCAUAGUCAGUGCAGCUGCCCGGAAGGUUUCGAGGGCAACCCUACCCCGGAACAGGGAUGCGUGCGAGUUCCGGCUCCCUGCUUAGCCAGUAAUCAAUGUCCCAGCGGACACAUGUGCAUUGGAAAUCAGUGUAAUCUUCCCUGCACCAAGACAGCUUCCUGCGCAGUUGGAGAACGUUGCUACCAACAAGUCUGCCGCAAAGUGUGCUAUACCAGCAACAACUGUUUGGCUGGAGAGAUCUGCAAUUCGGACAGGACUUGCCAACCAGGAUGUGAUUCAGAUGCCGAUUGUCCACCCACCGAAUUGUGUCUGACAGGAAAGUGCAAGUGCGCCACCGGAUUUAUAGGAACACCCUUCGGGUGCUCGGAUAUUGAUGAAUGCACCGAACAGCCCUGCCAUGCCAGUGCUCGAUGUGAGAACCUCCCGGGAUCCUAUCGUUGUGUAUGCCCCGAAGGUACUGUCGGCGAUGGGUACUCCCAGCCGGGUUGUUCGCAGCCCAGGCAAUGCAACAAACCAGACGAUUGUGCCAAUAAUCUGGCCUGUAUACAUGGAAAGUGCACGGAUCCUUGUCUACAUACUGUUUGUGGCAUUAAUGCCAAUUGCCAGUCGGAAGGACACGAAGCGCUGUGCAGCUGUCCAGCUGGAUUCUUGGGAGACCCCAACGACACUGGAGUCGGAUGCUUCAAGGUGGAGUGCAUCGACCAUGUGGAUUGCGCCGGAGAUCGUGCCUGCGAUGCGGAAACCAAUCGAUGCAUUAAACCAUGUGACCUGACCAGUUGCGGAAAGGGCAAUUGCCAGGUGAAGGAUCACAAGGCGACAUGUGCUUGCUACGAAGGAUAUCAAUUAGUCAACGGAGUAUGUGAGGACAUCAACGAGUGUCUGUCGCAGCCAUGCCACAGCACAGCUUUUUGCAACAAUCUUCCAGGAAGCUACAAUUGCCAGUGCCCGGAGGGAUUGAUCGGAGAUCCCCUGCAGGCCGGUUGUCGGGAUCCCAAUGAGUGUUUGAGUGAUGCGGACUGUCCAGCUUCAGCUAGUUGCCAGAAUUCCCGAUGCCGUAGUCCUUGCGAGCGGCAAAAUGCUUGUGGAUUAAAUGCUAACUGCCAGGCACAGGCCCAUCAAGCCAUUUGCACUUGUCCUCUGAACUCCCGUGGAGAUCCAACCAUCGAGUGCGUGCACAUUGAGUGCGCCGACAACGACGAUUGCUCCGGAGAGAAAGCAUGUUUGGACUCGAAGUGCAUAGAUCCCUGUUCGCUGCCCAACGCCUGUGGAGCUUUGGCUCGUUGCUCGGUGCAGAAUCACAUCGGCGUCUGCUCCUGCGAAGCGGGCAGUACCGGAGAUGCCAAAUUGGGCUGUGUGCAGCUGCAAUAUUGCCAGCAGGACGGACAAUGUGCCCAGGGAAGCAUAUGCUCCCACGGAAUUUGCAGUCCGCUAUGCAGCACCAACCGCGAUUGUAUUUCGGAACAGUUGUGCUUGCAGGGCGUCUGUCAGGGAACCUGCAAGUCGAAUUCAAGCUGUCCCCAGUUCCAGUUCUGUUCAAAUAACAUUUGCACCAAGGAGCUGGAGUGCCGAUCCGAUAGCGAGUGUGGCGAAGACGAAACCUGUCUGAGUGAUGCCUAUGGGCGUGCAAAGUGUGAAUCCGUUUGUCUUGGUCGCGCUGCCUGUGGUAGGAAUGCAGAAUGUGUGGCUCGUUCCCAUACUCCCGAUUGCCUCUGCAAGGAGGGAUUCUUCGGGGACGCCAAGUCUGGAUGCCGAAAGAUCGAGUGCACCAGCGACGAUGACUGCUCGAAUGACAAGAGCUGCGACAACCACAUGUGCAAGAUUGCCUGCCUCAUUGGACAGCCGUGCGGAGAGAAUGCCCUCUGCACCACAGAACACCACCAGCAGGUUUGCCACUGCCAGCCAGGAUUCUCUGGAGAUCCGCGGGUUCGUUGCGAUGUUAUAGACUUUUGCCGGGAUGCUCCGUGCGGACCCGGAGCACGUUGCCGAAACGCGAGGGGGUCGUACAAGUGCACCUGUCCACCGGGACUCGUUGGUGAUCCGUACAACGAGGGCUGUCGCAGCUCUGUUGAGUGCGAGACCAACGAGGACUGUCCCCCGCAUGCCGCAUGCACCAAAACCAAUGGGGUGGCCAAGUGCCGCGAUGUCUGUGCCCAGCUGCAAUGUGGUCCCAAUGCGGAAUGUGUUCCGAAGGGCCAUGUGGCGCAGUGUGCAUGCCGCAGCGGCUACGAUGGCCAACCCGCCGACCGGGUGGCCGGCUGUAAGCCGCUGCCCUCUCCCUGUCAGGUCACCGGCGACUGUCCGACCAACACAUACUGCUCGGAUAGCGUCUGCAAACCUGCCUGUGUUCUGGACACCGAAUGUGGAGCAUUUGAAGUGUGUCAAGGUGGCCAAUGCUUCAAUCCCUGCCUUCAACCGCAGGCAUGUGGCCAGAAUGCCGAGUGCGUGAUGCAGAAUCAUCUGAAACAGUGCCACUGCCCGGAGGGCUUCACUGGCGACUCAGCGAAGGAGUGCGUGCGUGUGCCAGUGGCCUGCGAUGGCGAGUGUGGUCCUGGAUAUAACUGCCGCGACUCCAUGUGCCUGCCUGUGUGCCACAACGAUCUGGAGUGCGCCUCCAACGAAAAGUGCCUGAAGGGCAGCUGUAUGCUGACCUGUCGGGUGGACAACGAUUGCUUCCUGGGUCACGUUUGCCUGCACAACAAGUGCGUGUAUGGCUGCCAUGUGGACGAUGACUGCAGUGCCUCAGAGUCUUGUCGCAACGAUAAGUGCGUAAACCCCUGUCUGGAAAAUCCCUGUGGUCCGAAUGCUGCCUGCUCGGUGUCCAACCACCGGGCUAGCUGCAGUUGUCUGGAGAGUAUGGUGCCCAAUCCCACACCCCAGGUGGGCUGCGUCCGUUCUCCCCCCUUGGAAUGCCGCGAGAAUCGCGACUGUGGAAAUGGACUGGCUUGCUUCGAGUCGGUAUGUCGACCUCUAUGCGCCGACGAUGCCGGCUGCUUGACCAACGAGCGCUGCCAGCAGGGAGUUUGCAAGCCCCUUUGCCGCCACGACAAUGAGUGCGGUCAUGGAGAGCUCUGUCUGGGCCUAAACUGCGUGCCUGGAUGCCGUUCCGAUCAGGGCUGCCCGCAGGACUUGUCCUGCGUGGGUCAGCAGUGCGUGGAUCCAUGUGCAGAUCCCACUGCCUGCGGUACCAAUGCCCACUGUCAAACGAUCGAUCACAGGAAACAGUGCCUAUGUCCAGAGGGUCUUGAUGGCAAUGCCAAUGUGGCCUGCAAGGUGCCUCGCAUUGCUUGUGGCAGGAACGAGGAUUGCCAGUCGAAUCAGCUAUGCUAUGCCGGCAGCUGCCAAGGAAAGUGCAGAAACGACCAGAACUGCUUGGCCGAUGAGCGUUGCAUGAGAGGAACAUGUAGAACCGUGUGCAACACCGACGAGGCAUGUGCUCAGGGACAGAUUUGCGAGAAUCGAAUGUGCCAGACUGGAUGUCGUACCGAUUUGAGUUGUGCCACCGACGAGGCCUGCGUGAACAAGAAGUGCCAAAAUCCUUGUCGCACACCUGGCCAAUGUGGCCAGUGUGCCGACUGCCUUGUGGUCAACCAUGGAGUCCAGUGCCAGUGUCCCGCCGCCUUUAUGGGCGACGGUUUGACUGGCUGUCAACUACCGCCGGAACGCUGCCACCCUGGCUGUGAAUGCGACGAAAAUGGAGCCUAUUGUGCCGCCAAGUGCUCGAGAACCGAGGAUUGCGCCUGUGGACAACAGUGCGCCAGAGGAAAGUGCCGGAAUAAGUGCGGACCCAAGCGCCAGUGUACGGUGGGUCAGCUUUGCGAGAGAGGCGCAUGUAUAGCCGGGUGCAAGUCCAACGGUGAUUGUGCCGCCGACCAGAGUUGUGUCAAUGGAAAGUGCUCCGAUCCAUGUGCGAACGAGAAGGCUUGCGGACGGAAUGCUCUUUGCACUGUGUCCGAGCACCGGAUGCUCUGCUACUGCCCGGAUGGAUAUGAAGGCGAGCCCAGCAAGGAGUGCGUGCAGUUCGAGUGCCGUGUGGACACCGAUUGCGACAGCAAUAAGCGCUGCGACCAAGGAAAGUGCCGCAAUCCUUGCCUGGAGUAUGGAGCUUGUGGAACGAAUGCUCAGUGCCGAGUGGUCGGUCGCAAGGCCCAAUGUUCAUGUCCACCGGACUUCUUUGGCAAUCCGACUAGUGAGUGCCGACCGCUGGAAGGAGGAUGCUCUAGCAAACCCUGCGGUGAGAACUCCAAGUGCACUGAGGUGCCCGGAGGCUAUGAAUGCGCUUGCAUGGACGGCUGCAUUGGAGAUGCCCACCAGGGCUGCCUUUGCGGCGGACCUCUAGUGAAUGCCUGUCGCGAUCAACCGUGCGGUCUGAAUGCCGCUUGCCACGUAUUGGAAAACAAUCAAGCCGAGUGCUACUGCCCGGAGGACUUCCCCAAUGGUGAUGCCUAUGUCCAAUGUUACUUGACUACGCCGAAGCAGGAUUGUCGUACCCUAGGAUGCGAAGUCGGCGGCUGUGUACGCCAGGGCUAUGAAUACGUUUGCCAGCAGGACACCGAACAAUGCUACUCAGAUACGGAUUGUCCCAGUGAAAAGUCAUGCCUCCAAGGACACUGCAGCGAUCCUUGUACAAUGCGUGGCGUGUGUGGUUUGAAUGCUCUCUGCAAAACCGUACUGCAUCGACCGCGCUGCUCCUGCCCCAGUUGCCACAUCGGUCGGCCAGAGAUCGAGUGCAAGUCUGAUCCCAAGUGCGUGGCCGAGGACACGGAUCCAAAGACCAAGGAGCAGAUCCCAUGCUCCGCCGACUCCGAGUGUCCAGAGACGUUGCAGUGCGGCCAGUACGGCCAAUGCACAGAUCCGUGCAACAAUCCGCUCUUCAUCUGCGAGAGCAACAAGAAGUGCGAGACGCGACGCCAUCAGCCCGUUUGUAUCUGCAAGUCGGGCUUCAUAGUGAAUGAGUACGGAGAACUGACGUGCGCCCCGGACAAGCGGGAGUGCUAUCGCGACGAUGACUGCGCCUCGAACAUGGCCUGCUCCGAUGGCAAGUGCCGCAAUCCCUGCAUCGUGCCCCUGGGCCGAGCCGCCAUCUGUGCCGAGAACAAGUCCUGCGAGGUGCAGAACCACAAGCCAGUCUGCAUUUGCAUGCGCGACUGCCAGCCAUCCAUAUCGAUUUGCCUGCGCGACGCCGGCUGUCCGGCUAGCCAGGCUUGCCGGAAGCUCAAGUGCGUCGAUCCGUGCGAGUUUGCCACAUGCGCACCCAACUCGCCAUGCAUUGUCGAGGAUCACAAGCCGAUAUGUAAAUUCUGCCCAGCUGGAUUUAUAGCCGAUGCCAAGAAUGGAUGUCAAAAAGCAGCUAAGCCAGGUGGCAACUGUACCUCAAACGAAGAUUGCAGUCAAACGCACCAAUGUGGAUCGUCGGGAAAAUGUAUCGACCCCUGCCUCACUUCCUGUGCAGGCGGAGUUAAGUGUGUUGUAUUAGCACAUAGGGUUACUGUAUGUACUUGUCCAGCCACCUUAACAAACAACACAGAUUCGAACUGCACCUCGACAGACAUAACAGUCGAGACUACAACGCAAACAAUUGAACCGACAACGGACUUUAUUAACGUAAAAUACACUGUAAUGCAAUUGGCAAAUCAAACUGAAAUGAGAACCCGCUUUACCGAUAUAGAAGCCGAAAACGAAACAACAGGUCCUUACACAACCACAACUGAGUCCUACAAGACGACUAAGCAACUUUCUACUAACCCAGAAACAGAGGCACCCACAACUUUACCUUCAGUUACUCGACCAUUUACUGAUCAAACGACUGCAUUUACAAGUGAAAUUCCCACUAUAAGACCAAUCGAGGGAUCCACUCCCAGACAAUCACCUCUAGAAACCACUGUCGCAUUAAUUACCCCAGAAUCCUCCACAAAUGUGGAGAUUGGUCCAACGCCAGGAAAUGAACCAAAAAAUACUACCACAUCUGAGGCACCCACAACAUUACCUUCAGACACCACUACUCGAACUUACUCAGAACAAACGACUGAAUCUGCUAGAGACGUUCCAACCACCCGACCAUUUGAGGCGUCUACACCCAGUCGAGCAUCUCUGGAAACUACUGUUCCACCAAUCACUUCAGAAACUACCACAAUUGUUCCGAUCGGUUCAACACGUGGGCAAGUGACAAGAGUUGAAGAAUCUACACUUCCUUCAAUGUCAUUGGAUAGAACUACUCCAUCCGAAAGUCCUGAGACACCCACAACAUUACCUUCAGACACCACUACUCGAACUUACUCAGAACAAACGACUGAAUCUGCUAGAGACGUUCCAACCACCCGGCCAUUUGAGGCUUCUACUCCCAGUCCAGCAUCUCUGGAAACUACUGUUCCAUCAGUAACUUCAGAAAACACCACAAAUGUUCCGAUCGGUUCAACACGUGGGCAAGUGACAAGUGUUGAAGAAUCUACACUUCCUUCAAUGUCAAUGGAUAGAACUACUCCAUCCGAAAGUCCUGAGACACCCACAACAUUACCUUCAGACACCACUAUUCGAACUUACUCAGAACAAACGACUGAAUCUGCUAGAGACGUUCCAACCACCCGGCCAUUUGAGGCUUCUACUCCCAGUCGAGCAUCUCUGGAAACUACUAUUCCACCAAUCACUUCAGAAACUACCACAAAUGUUCCGAUCGGUUCAACACGUGGGCAAGUGACAAGAGUUGAAGAAUCUACACUUCCUUCAAUGUCAUUGGAUAGAACUACUCCAUCCGUAACUCCAGAGACACCCACAACAUUACCUUCAGACACCACUACUCGAACUUACUCAGAACAAACGACUGAAUCUGCUAGAGACGUUCCAACCACCCGGCCAUUUGAGGCUUCUACUCCCAGUCCAGCAUCUCUGGAAACUACUGUUCCAUCAGUAACUUCAGAAACCACCACAAAUGUUCCGAUCGGUUCAACACGUGGGCAAGUGACAAGUGUUGAAGAAUCUACACUUCCUUCAAUGUCAAUGGAUAGAACUACUCCAUCCGAAAGUCCUGAGACACCCACAACAUUACCUUCAGACACCACUACUCGAACUUACUCCGAAAAAACGACUGAAUCUGCUAGAGACGUUCCAACCACUCGGCCAUUUGAGGCAUCUACUCCCAGUCGAGCAUCUCUGGAAACUACUAUUCCACCAAUCACUUCAGAAACUACCACAAAUGUUCCGAUCGGUUCAACACGUGGGCAAGUGACAAGAGUUGAAGAAUCUACACUUCCUUCAAUGUCAUUGGAUAGAACUACUCCAUCCGUAACUCCAGAGACACCCACAACAUUACCUUCAGACACCACUACUCGAACUUACUCAGAACAAACGACUGAAUCAGCUAGAGACGUUCCAACCACCCGGCCAUUUGAGGCUUCUACUCCCAGUCCAGCAUCUCUGAAAACUACUGUUCCAUCAGUAACUUCAGAAACCACCACAAAUGUUCCGAUCGGUUCAACACGUGGGCAAGUGACAAGUGUUGAAGAAUCUACACUUCCUUCAAUGUCAAUGGAUAGAACUACUCCAUCCGAAAGUCCUGAGACACCCACAACAUUACCUUCAGACACCACUACUCGAACUUACUCAGAACAAACGACUGAAUCUGCUAGAGACGUUCCAACCACUCGGCCAUUUGAGGCAUCUACUCCCAGUCGAGUAUCUCUGGAAACUACUAUUCCACCAAUCACUUCAGAAACUACCACAAAUGUUCCGAUCGGUUCAACACGUGGGCAAGUGACAAGAGUUGAAGAAUCUACACUUCCUUCAAUGUCAUUGGAUAGAACUACUCCAUCCGUAACUCCAGAGACACCCACAACAUUACCUUCAGACACCACUACUCGAACUUACUCAGAACAAACGACUGAAUCUGCUAGAGACGUUCCAACCACCCGGCCAUUUGAGGCUUCUACUCCCAGUCCAGCAUCUCUGAAAACUACUGUUCCAUCAGUAACUUCAGAAACCACCACAAAUGUUCCGAUCGGUUCAACACGUGGGCAAGUGACAAGUGUUGAAGAAUCUACACUUCCUUCAAUGUCAAUGGAUAGAACUACUCCAUCCGAAAGUCCUGAGACACCCACAACAUUACCUUCAGACACCACUACUCGAACUUACUCAGAACAAACGACUGAAUCUGCUAGAGACGUUCCAACCACCCGGCCAUUUGAGGCUUCUACUCCCAGUCCAGCAUCUCUGGAAACUACUGUUCCAUCAGUAACUUCAGAAACCACCACAAAUGUUCCGAUCGGUUCAACACGUGGGCAAGUGACAAGUGUUGAAGAAUCUACACUUCCUUCAAUGUCAAUGGACAGAACUACUCCAUCCGAAAGUCCUGAGACACCCACAACAUUACGUUCAGACACCACUACUCGAACUUACUCAGAACAAACAACUGAAUCUACUAGAGACGUUCCAACCACCCGGCCAUUUGAGGCGUCUACACCCAGUCGAGCAUCUCUGGAAACUACUGUUCCAUCAGUAACUUCAGAAACCACCACAAAUGUUCCGAUCGGUUCAACACGUGGGCAAGUGACAAGAGUUGAAGAAUCUACACUUCCUUCAAUGUCAUUGGAUAGAACUACUCCAUCCGAAAGUCCUGAGACACCCACAACAUUACCUUCAGACACCACUACUCGAACUUACUCAGAACAAACAACUGAAUCUACUAGAGACGUUCCAACCACCCGGCCAUUUGAGGCGUCUACACCCAGUCGAGCAUCUCUGGAAACUACUGUUCAGCCAAUCACUUCAGAAACUACCAGGAAUAUUCCGAUCGGUUCAACACGUGGGCAAGUGACAAGAGUUGAAGAAUCUACACUUCCUUCAAUGUCAUUGGAUAGAACUACUCCAUCCGAAAGUCCUGAGACACCCACAACAUUACCUUCAGACACCACUACUCGAACUUACUCAGAACAAACGACUGAAUCUGCUAGAGACGUUCCAACCACCCGGCCAUUUGAGGCUUCUACUCCCAGUCCAGCAUCUCUGGAAACUACUGUUCCAUCAGUAACUUCAGGAACCACCACAAAUGUUCCGAUCGGUUCAACACGUGGGCAAGUGACAAGUGUUGAAGAAUCUACACUUCCUUCAAUGUCAACGGAUAGAACUACUCCAUCCGAAAGUCCUGAGACACCCACAACAUUACCUUCAGGCACCACGACUCGAACUUACUCAGAACAAACGACUGAAUCUGCUAGAGACGUUCCAACCACCCGGCCAUUUGAGGCUUCUACUCCCAGUCCAGCAUCUCUGGAAACUACUGUUCCAUCAGUAACUUCAGAAACCACCACAAAUGUUCCGAUCGGUUCAACACGUGGGCAAGUGACAAGUGUUGAAGAAUCUACACUUCCUUCAAUGUCAACGGAUAGAACUACUCCAUCCGAAAGUCCUGAGACACCCACAACAUUACCUUCAGACACCACUACUCGAACUUACUCAGAACAAACGACUGAAUCUGCUAGAGACGUUCCAACCACCCGGCCAUUUGAGGCUUCUACUCCCAGUCCAGCAUCUCUGGAAACUACUGUUCCAUCAGUAACUUCAGAAACCACCACAAAUGUUCCGAUCGGUUCAACACGUGGGCAAGUGACAAGUGUUGAAGAAUCUACACUUCCUUCAAUGUCAAUGGAUAGAACUACUCCAUCCGAAAGUCCUGAGACACCCACAACAUUACCUUCAGACACCACUACUCGAACUUACUCAGAACAAACAACUGAAUCUACUAGAGACGUUCCAACCACCCGGCCAUUUGAGGCGUCUACACCCAGUCGAGCAUCUCUGGAAACUACUGUUCCAUCAGUAACUUCAGAAACCACCACAAAUGUUCCGAUCGGUUCAACACGUGGGCAAGUGACAAGAGUUGAAGAAUCUACACUUCCUUCAAUGUCAUUGGAUAGAACUACUCCAUCCGAAAGUCCUGAGACACCCACAACAUUACCUUCAGACACCACUACUCGAACUUAUUCAGAACAAACAACUGAAUCUACUAGAGACGUUCCAACCACCCGGCCAUUUGAGGCGUCUACACCCAGUCGAGCAUCUCUGGAAACUACUGUUCAGCCAAUCACUUCAGAAACUACCAGGAAUAUUCCGAUCGGUUCAACACGUGGGCAAGUGACAAGAGUUGAAGAAUCUACACUUCCUUCAAUGUCAUUGGAUAGAACUACUCCAUCCGAAAGUCCUGAGACACCCACAACAUUACCUUCAGACACCACUACUCGAACUUACUCAGAACAAACGACUGAAUCUGCUAGAGACGUUCCAACCACCCGGCCAUUUGAGGCUUCUACUCCCAGUCCAGCAUCUCUGGAAACUACUGUUCCAUCAGUAACUUCAGGAACCACCACAAAUGUUCCGAUCGGUUCAACACGUGGGCAAGUGACAAGUGUUGAAGAAUCUACACUUCCUUCAAUGUCAACGGAUAGAACUACUCCAUCCGAAAGUCCUGAGACACCCACAACAUUACCUUCAGGCACCACGACUCGAACUUACUCAGAACAAACGACUGAAUCUGCUAGAGACGUUCCAACCACCCGGCCAUUUGAGGCUUCCACUCCCAGUCCAGCAUCUCUGGAAACUACUGUUCCAUCAGUAACUUCAGGAACCACCACAAAUGUUCCGAUCGGUUCAACACGUGGGCAAGUGACAAGUGUUGAAGAAUCUACACUUCCUUCAAUGUCAACGGAUAGAACUACUCCAUCCGAAAGUUCUGAGACACCCACAACAUUACCUUCAGACACCACUACUCGAACUUACUCAGAACAAACAACUGAAUCUACUAGAGACGUUCCAACCACCCGGCCAUUUGAGGCGUCUACACCCAGUCGAGCAUCUCUGGAAACUACUGUUCCACCAAUCACUUCAGAAACUACCAUAAAUAUUCAAAUCGGUUCAACACGUGGGCAAGUGACAAGAGUUGAAGAAUCUACACUUCCUUCAAUGUCAUUGGAUAGAACUUCUCCAUCCGUAACUCCAGAGACCCCCACAACAUUACCUUCAGACACCACUACUCGAACUUACUCAGAACAAACGACUGAAUCUACUAGAGACGUUCCAACCACCCGGCCAUUUGAGGCAUCUACUCCCAGUCGAGCAUCUCUGGAAACUACUGUUCAGCCAAUCACUUCAGAAACUACCAGAAAUAUUCCGAUCGGUUCAACACGUGGGCAAGUGACAAGAGUUGAAGAAUCUACACUUCCUUCAAUGUCAUUGGAUAGAACUACUCCAUCCGAAAGUCCUAAGACACCCACAACAUUACCUUCAGACACCACUACUCGAACUUACUCAGAACAAACGACUGAAUCUAGUAGAGACGUUCCAACCACCCGGCCAUUUGAGGCAUCUACUCCCAGUCGAGCAUCUCUGGAAACUACUGUUCCACCAAUCACUUCAGAAACUACCACAAAUGUUCCAAUCGGCUCAACACGUGGGCAAGUGACAAAAGUUGAAGAAUCUACACUUCCUUCAAUGUCAACGGAUAGAACUACUCCAUCCGAAAGUUCUGAGACACCCACAACAUUACCUUCAGACACCACUACUCGAACUUACUCAGAACAAACGACUGAAUCUACUAGAGACGUUCCAACCACCCGGCCAUUUGAGGCAUCUACUCCCAGUCGAGCAUCUCUGGGAACUACUGUUCAGCCAAUCACUUCAGAAACUACCAGAAAUAUUCCGAUCGGUUCAACACGUGGGCAAGUGACAAGAGUUGAAGAAUCUACACUUCCUUCAAUGUCAUUGGAUAGAACUACUCCAUCCGAAAGUCCUGAGACACCCACAACAUUACCUUCAGACACCACUACUCGAACUUACUCAGAACAAACGACUGAAUCUACUAGAGACGUUACAACCACCCGGCCAUUUGAGGCAUCUACUCCCAGUCCAGCAUCUCUGGAAACUACUGUUCAGCCAAUCACUUCAGAAACUACCAGGAAUAUUCCGAUCGGUUCAACACGUGGGCAAGUGACAAGAGUUGAAGAAUCUACACUUCCUUCAAUGUCAUUGGAUAGAACUACUCCAUCCGAAAGUCCUGAGACACCCACAACAUUACCUUCAGACACCACGACUCGAACUUACUCAGAACAAACGACUGAAUCUGCUAGAGACGUUCCAACCCCCCGGCCAUUUGAGGCGUCUACACCCAGUCGAGCAUCUCUGGAAACUACUGUUCCACCAAUCACUUCAGAAACUACCAGAAAUAUUCAAAUCGGUUCAACACGUGGGCAAGUGACAAGAGUUGAAGAAUCUACACUUCCUUCAAUGUCAUUGGAUAGAACUUCUCCAUCCGUAACUCCAGAGACACCCACAACAUUACCUUCAGACACCACUACUCGAACUUACUCAGAACAAACGACUGAAUCUACUAGAGACGUUCCAACCACCCGGCCAUUUGAGGCAUCUACUCCCAGUCGAGCAUCUCUGGAAACUACUGUUCAGCCAAUCACUUCAGAAACUACCAGAAAUAUUCCGAUCGGUUCAACACUUGGGCAAGUGACAAGAGUUGAAGAAUCUACACUUCCUUCAAUGUCAUUGGACAGAACUACUCCAUCCGAAAGUCCUGAGACACCCACAACAUUACCUUCAGACACCACUACUCGAACUUACUCAGAACAAACGACUGAAUCUACUAGAGACGUUCCAACCACCCGGCCAUUUGAGGCAUCUACUCCCAGUCGAGCAUCUCUGGAAACUACUGUUCCAUCAGUAACUUCAGAAACCACCACAAAUGUUCCGAUCGGUUCAACACGUGGGCAAGUGACAAGAGUUGAAGAAUCUACACUUCCUUCAAUGUCAACGGAUAGAACUACUCCAUCCGAAAGUCCUGAGACACCCACAACAUUACCUUCAGGCACCACUACUCGAACUUACUCAGAACAAACAACUGAAUCUACUAGAGACGUUCCAACCACCCGGCCAUUUGAGGCUUCUACUUCCAGUCCAGCAUCUCUGGAAACUACUGUUCCAUCAGUAACUUCAGAGACCACCACAAAUGUUCCGAUCGGUUCAACACGUGGGCAAGUGACAAGUGUUGAAGAAUCUACACUUCCUUCAAUGUCAACGGAUAGAACUACUCCAUCCGAAAGUCCUGAGACACCCACAAGAUUACCUUCAGACACCACUACUCGAACUUACUCAGAACAAACAACUGAAUCUACUAGAGACGUUCCAACCACCCGGCCAUUUGAGGCUUCUACUCCCAGUCCAGCAUCUCUGGAAACUACUGUUCCAUCAGUAACUUCAGAAACCACCACAAAUGUUCCGAUCGGUUCAACACGUGGGCAAGUGACAAGUGUUGAAGAAUCUACACUUCCUUCAAUGUCAACGGAUAGAACUACUCCAUCCGAAAGUCCUGAGACACCCACAAGAUUACCUUCAGGCACCACUACUCGAACUUACUCAGAACAAACGACUGAAUCUGCUAGAGACGUUCCAACCACCCGGCCAUUUGAGGCUUCUACUCCCAGUCCAGCAUCUCUGGAAACUACUGUUCCAUCAGUAACUUCAGAAAUCACCACAAAUAUUCCGAUCGGUUCAACACGUGGGCAAGUGACAAGAGUUGAAGAAUCUACACUUCCUUCAAUGUCAACGGAUAGAACUACUCCAUCCGAAAGUCCUGAGACACCCACAACAUUACCUUCAGACACCACUACUCGAACAUACUCAGAACAAACAACUGAAUCUACUAGAGACGUUCCAACCACCCGGCCAUUUGAGGCUUCUACUCCCAGUCCAGCAUCUCUGGAAACUACUGUUCCAUCAGUAACUUCAGAAACCACCACAAAUGUUCCGAUCGGUUCAACACGUGGGCAAGUGACAAGUGUUGAAGAAUCUACACUUCCUUCAAUGUCAACGGAUAGAACUACUCCAUCCGAAAGUCCUGAGACACCCACAAGAUUACCUUCAGGCACCACUACUCGAACUUACUCAGAACAAACGACUGAAUCUGCUAGAGACGUUCCAACCACCCGGCCAUUUGAGGCUUCUACUCCCAGUCCAGCAUCUCUGGAAACUACUGUUCCAUCAGUAACUUCAGAAACCACCACAAAUGUUCCGAUCGGUUCAACACGUGGGCAAGUGACAAGUGUUGAAGAAUCUACACUUCCUUCAAUGUCAACGGAUAGAACUACUCCAUCCGAAAGUCCUGAGACACCCACAAGAUUACCUUCAGGCACCACUACUCGAACUUACUCAGAACAAACGACUGAAUCUGCUAGAGACGUUCCAACCACCCGGCCAUUUGAUGCUUCUACUCCCAGUCCAGCAUCUCUGGAAACUACUGUUCCAUCAGUAACUUCAGAAAUCACCACAAAUAUUCCGAUCGGUUCAACACGUGGGCAAGUGACAAGUGUUGAAGAAUCUACACUUCCUUCAAUGUCAACGGAUAGAGCUACUCCAUCCGAAAGUCCUGAGACACCCACAACAUUACCUUCAGACACCACUACUCGAACUUACUCAGAACAAACAACUGAAUCUGCUAGAGACGUUCCAACCACCCGGCCAUUUGAGGCUUCUACUCCCAGUCCAGCAUCUCUGGAAACUACUGUUCCAUCAGUAACUUCAGUAACCACCACAAAUGUUCCGAUCGGUUCAACACGUGGGCAAGUGACAAGUGUUGAAGAAUCUACACUUCCUUCAAUGUCAACGGAUAGAACUACUCCAUCCGAAAGUCCUGAGACACCCACAACAUUACCUUCAGACACCACUACUCGAACUUACUCAGAACAAACAACUGAAUCUGCUAGAGACGUUCCAACCACCCGGCCAUUUGAGGCUUCUACUCCCAGUCCAGCAUCUCUGGAAACUACUGUUCCAUCAGUAACUUCAGAGACCACCACAAAUGUUCCGAUCGGUUCAACACGUGGGCAAGUGACAAGUGUUGAAGAAUUUACACUUCCUUCAAUGUCAACGGAUAGAACUACUCCAUCCGAAAGUCCUGAGACACCCACAACAUUACCUUCAGACACCACUACUCGAACUUACUCAGAACAAACAACUGAAUCUGCUAGAGACGUUCCAACCACCCGGCCAUUUGAGGCUUCUACUCCCAGUCCAGCCUCUCUGGAAACUACUGUUCCAUCAGUAACUUCAGAAACCACCACAAAUGUUCCGAUCGGUUCAACACGUGGGCAAGUGACAAGUGUUGAAGAAUCUACACUUCCUUCAAUGUCAACGGAUAGAACUACUCCAUCCGAAAGUCAUGAGACACCCACAACAUUACCUUCAGACACCACUACUCGAACUUACUCAGAACAAACAACUGAAUCUACUAGAGACGUUCCAACCACCCGGCCAUUUGAGGCAUCUACUCCCAGUCGAGCAUCUCUGGAAACUACUGUUCCACCAAUCACUUCAGAAGCUACUACAAAUGUUCCGAUCGGUUCAACACGUGGACAAGUGACAGAACAGACUACCACAGCUCCUAGCGAAGUCAGAACAACUGAAACUAUAGUGGAAUCUACUCUUCCUGCAGUUUUACCCAAUACAACUAUUCCAUCCACAGGAGUACCUUUAGAGUCAACUACUCGACUGUAUACUGACCAAACAGUUCCACUUGGAUCAACGGACAGAACAAUUUCAUCCGAGAGACCGGAUGAAAGCACUAGAUUAACCAGUGAAGAAUCAACAGAAACUACUAGGGCAGUACCAACUGUGAGCCCAGGGGACACGACCGUUCCUUCAUUAACCGCAGAAACAACCAAAACUACUUCUGGUGGUACACCACGAGGACAAGUGACAGAACGGACUACCAAAUCUGUCAGCGAAUUAACGACUGGACGCCCAAGGGACGAAGUGACGGAACGUACUAUGCCAAGUAAUAUUCCGUCAACUACGACUGUUUUACCCGUUUUCAGCAAUUCGGAACCCGUUUCGGAUAAUUUGCCAACUACGAUAAGCAUUACAGUGACAGAUAGCCCAACGACAGUACCUGUACCGACUUGUAAAACAGACUAUGACUGCUUGGACGAUCAGACCUGUAUUGGCGGACAGUGCAUAUCGCCCUGUGAAUACUUCAGUAAUCUCUGCACUGUGCAGAAUCUGACCAUUUGUCGUACAUUGAACCACACCACAAAGUGCUACUGUGAUACCGACGAUGAUGUAAAUAGACCCGAUUGCUCUAUGAAAGCAGAGAUUGGAUGCGCAUCGAGUGAUGAGUGCCCGUCCCAGCAGGCGUGCAUUAAUGCUCUUUGUGUGGAUCCUUGCACCUUUAACAAUCCCUGCAGCCGUAAUGAAGAUUGCCGAGUUUUCAACCACCAGCCAUUGUGCUCAGCCGAGCAUGGUCGCACGCCUGGAUGCGAGCAUUGUCCACCAGGCGCGAACUGCGAUCCAACAACCGGUGCUUGUAUAAAGGCUAAUGUAACAAUAACAACUAUUACUACCAAGAACUCCACAUCUACCAAGAUACCAACGAAACCAAGAACAACAGCUAACCCAAACACAGGCGUCAAAACGACGCCGACAACCACAAGGGUCACCACAAGAAAUACCACCACGACCACAACCACUACUACCACUUCCUCUACUAGCACUGAAUCGAGCACAAUCACAAGCGCUACUAACCAGACCAGUAAGAACCAAAAACCAGACACUGAAAGCACCACCUCCCACACCGAUGCCACGAGGCGGUAUCGCGAUGGUGAGAACAAUAUCACCGAUACUCCGACACCGAGGCCCACGAUCCAGACUACCACGCUGCGAGGCGAAGGUGUCAUGGGUGACAGUCAGAGGCGGUCCACUACGACGCCCAAAAUGAAGACCACCCGGCUGGAUACUUCCAACGAGGUACCAGAUACCACAUCGCCGUGGCCGAUAGAGCUUCCCACCACGGAGGGCACCACCACGGAAGUCUACAACACAAUGAUUGCCCCGGUGGUCAACACCACUGACACCUCAUUAAUUAACCCAUGUACAGUAGAUACUAAUUGUGCCCCUAACGAGCACUGCAAGCUGGGCCAUUGCCGUAAAAAAGAACCGCCGGGUUCACCGAAAACACCCGAACCCUGUCAAUCUAACAACGACUGCAUUGAGAGCGAGGCCUGUUACAUGGGUCUGUGCCAGGAUCCUUGUGAGUUUGCCAAGAUCUGUGCCGCGACUGCCAAGUGCACGGCCAAGAGUCAUCGACCAGUGUGCACCUGUCCGCAGGGCCAUGAGGGCAAUCCGAUGGUCAAAUGUGUAACCACUCAAACCUCAAUUGAAUGCACCGACGAUUCGGACUGCGGUGUCACGGAAGCGUGCAUCAACCAACUUUGCCAGCAUCCUUGCGAUGUCCACGAUCCUUGCGCGACCAAUGCUGUUUGCAUCAACAGCAACCACGCAGCUGACUGCAGUUGUGCGGAUGGCUUCCAGGGCAAUGGAUUUGUUGGCUGUCAGCCAGCACGUUCUCAUGUCUGCCAAUACAACGAGGACUGUCCACCGACGAAGCUCUGCGAUCGCCUGAACCGCCGCUGCAUCAGUCCCUGCCAAGAGGACUCUUGCGGCGAGAAUGCCGAGUGCAUACCCGUGAACCAUGGCACUGACUGCCGCUGCCUGCCCGGAUUCCUGGGCAAUGCCUACGUGCAGUGUCUUCCUAGCCAGGGAUGCCGCUCCGAUUCCGAAUGCGAUUCGAGUCAGGCCUGCAUCAACGGAAAGUGUUCAUCGCCCUGCCAGUGUGGAGCCUAUGCCCUCUGCGAUGUGGUUAAUCAUCGUGGUGUUUGCAAGUGCCCUCCAGGCUACAACGGAAAUCCCCAGGUGGGCUGCAGUCCGCCUCAAGAUCCAUGCGACCCCAAUCCAUGUGGCUUAAAUGCCUUGUGCGAACUGGACAAUGGCAACCCCAUCUGCUACUGCCCGAAGGGUCUUACCGGAAAUCCGUUCAAAAAUUGCAUUCCUGAGGGAGAUGAGUGCACACCGAAUCCCUGUGGUCCCAACUCUGGAUGUCGUCGGGUAGGUGGAAACCCGGUGUGCUUCUGCCUACCGGAAUAUGAGGGUCAACCACCGUCGAUUCCUUGUGAGCUACCUUCGAAUCCCUGCGAUCCAUCGCCUUGCGGACCGAAUACUCAAUGCUCUGUGCUCAGCAACGGUUUCUCCAAGUGCACCUGUCUGCCGAACUAUGUGGAGAGUCCGAACACCAUCCGUGGAUGUGUUGAACCCAUUAACCCGUGUGACCCGAACCCUUGUGGAACUGGUGCAAUCUGCGAUUCAUCACGUCAGCCCGUGUGUUACUGUCCGGACAACAAGAUUGGCAAUCCUUUCAGGCUAUGCGACAAACCUGCAGUUACUAUUGAACUUUGCCAGCCAGGACCAUGUGGCCGAAACGCCGAGUGCUAUGUGGCUGGAAAUCGAGAGGAGUGCUACUGCCGCUCAGGAUAUGUGGGAGAUGCCUACCAGGGAUGCCGUGAACCGAGUCGCACCGUUUGCGACCCCAAUCCUUGUGGACCCAAUGCCAACUGCGUUGUGGCUGGCGACGGACAAACGGCAUGCGUUUGUCCUGACGGUUUGUCAGGAGAUCCCACGUCCGUUAUUGGCUGCCAUGGCUACGAAUGCCAGGUGGAUGCCGAUUGUCCGAACAGCAAGGCCUGCAUGGGCUACCGCUGCUACGAUCCCUGUCCAGGAGCAUGUGGCCAAGGCGCUCACUGCCAAGUGGAGGAACAUCACCCAGUUUGUUCUUGUAACUCCGGUUUGACUGGCAACCCCGGAAUUCGCUGCUAUGCUUUGGACCAUCCUAAGACGAAUCCUUGCGUUCCAAGCCCUUGUGGCCGAAACAGCGAGUGCAAGUUGCUGAAUAACCGCGCUGUUUGUUCAUGCAUCCCAGGUUACUUGGGCGAUCCUCAAUCGGGAUGCCAGCCUGAGUGCGACAUUAACUCGGAUUGUGGUGAUACCUUGUCUUGCAUUAACCACAAGUGCGUGGAUCCCUGUGCCGGAGCGAUCUGUGGAAUUAAUGCCAUCUGUAAUGUGCGCCAGCAUACGCCAGUAUGUCUUUGCCUAGACGGCUUCGUCGGCGACGCCUUUUUGCAGUGCGUUCCUAUUGGAAUACUGAAGAACGUUUCUCGGGAUCCUUGCGCACCGUCGCCCUGUGGACCUCACGACGUUUGUUCAGUGUAUGGUGAUGGAGUGGCCCUUUGUGAUCCCUGCUUUGGACCUAAUGCCCAGCAGAAUCCCCGUUGCCGACCCGAGUGCGUGGGCAAUUCGGAUUGUCCGUUUGAUCGCGCCUGUUUGGGCCAGCGUUGUCUGGAUCCCUGUCCCGGAUCCUGUGGCCGGAAUGCUAUAUGUAAUGUCUACGAGCAUAACCCCGUAUGCGCUUGUCCCACAGGACUAUUUGGUAAUCCGUACGAACAGUGCACAACUAAGUCGGUGGUCGAGACGCCACCACAACCCAGCUGCGCUAAGCUCCAUUGCGGUGCCAAUGCGGAAUGCAAGCGUCAGCACAGCGGUCUGGCCUGCGUCUGUCGUAAGGGUUACUUCGGAGACCCACAUAUUGGCUGUCGACCAGAAUGUGUUCUUAACAGUGACUGCCCCGCUGAAAAGGCUUGCUUGAACUCAAAGUGCGUGGAAGCGUGUACAGGAGUGUGUGGCGUUAAUGCCGUUUGCCGUGUGGUUAACCAUGCGCCAGUUUGCAUAUGUGCCGAGGGAUAUAGUGGAGACGCCUCUAUUGCCUGCAAUCCAUUCUACCUGCCACCUCCAGAGCGACCUCAUCCGUGUGAGCCAUCGCCAUGCGGACCAAACUCCCGAUGCAAGGCCACCCCUGAUGGCUAUGCAGCCUGUUCCUGCCUGCCGAACUUCAAAGGAGCUCCACCAGUCUGUCAGCCAGAGUGUGUGGUUAGCUCGGAGUGUGCUCCCAACCAGGCAUGUCUGAAUCAGAGGUGCGCAGAUCCAUGCCCAGGCAUUUGCGGUGGUGGAGCUCGCUGCGAAGUGUUGAACCAUAACCCCAUCUGCUCCUGUGAAGCCAACUUCGAGGGUGAUCCGUUUGUGGCGUGCUCACCCAUUCAGGAUCCAGGUCGCGACAUCCCUGUGCCAAAGAACCCGUGCGUGCCAUCUCCUUGCGGACCCAACUCCAUAUGCCAGAUUAAGCAAAACCGACCAGUCUGCUCCUGUGUGGCCAACUAUAUCGGCAGCCCGCCGUAUUGCCGACCGGAGUGCACGCUGAGCAGUGAGUGCCCAUCGGACAAGGCCUGCAUCAACGAAAAGUGCCAGAAUCCGUGUGCCAACGUAUGUGGACACAAUGCCCGUUGUACGGUCAUCGCCCACUCCGCCCACUGCAGUUGCGACGAGGACUACGAGGGAGAUGCCUUCAUUGGUUGCUCUAAAAAGAUUACAGAAAGGCCCGGUGAUCACAUUGAUCCAUGCUACCCUAACCCAUGUGCCGAGAACGCUGUUUGCACGCCUUACAAUAAUGCCGCGCGCUGUACCUGCAUUGAGCCCUACAAUGGCGAUCCUUACAGUACCGGAUGUCGACCGGAAUGUAUCUACAGCUCUGAGUGCCCCUCAUCACUGGCCUGUAUCAAGCAGCACUGUCGCGAUCCUUGCACGGCUGCUUGUGGAGCGAAUGCCGAAUGUACGGUGGUCAACCACUUGCCCUCUUGCAGUUGCUCCAGAGGAUUUGAGGGUAAUCCGUUUGACGGAUGCAAGCGGGUGGUCGUUGUCCGACCCGAAACCGUGUGCGAGCCCAAUCCUUGUGGGCCGAACAGCAUUUGUCGCUCUGUAGAGGGACAUCCCACGUGCAGUUGCCAAGUCGGUUACUUCGGAGCUCCGCCGCAGUGCAGACCCGAAUGUGUGGUCAGCUCGGAGUGUGCGCAGCAUUUGGCCUGCAUAAACCAAAAGUGUAUGGAUCCAUGUGUGGGCACAUGUGGAUUCAACGCUAAAUGUCAAGUCAACAACCACAACCCUAUUUGCUCCUGUCCAGCCAACUAUGAGGGAAAUCCAUUUGAGCAAUGUGUGCCCAAACCUGCAGAACCACAUCGCAACGUGGAUCCUUGCCUGCCCAGCCCAUGCGGUUCCAAUUCCAUUUGUCGAAAUGUGAACAAUAGGGCAGAGUGCUCUUGUGCCCCAGGAAUGUUUGGAGCACCACCUAAUUGUCGACCAGAAUGUGUGAUUAACCAGGAUUGCCCAUCAAAUCGAGCUUGUAUACGGCAGCGGUGCGAGGAUCCUUGCAUUGGCAUUUGCGGCUUCAAUGCCGUGUGCUCCACGCAGAACCACCAGCCCAAGUGCAGUUGCAUUGAAAGCUUUGAGGGUGAUCCGUACACCGCCUGCAGAAUGCGUGAGAUUGCCCCGCCGGACGAGACGAGAAAUCCCUGCAAUCCUAGCCCCUGCGGAGCAAAUGCCAUCUGCCGGGAGCGCAAUGGAGCUGGCUCUUGCGCCUGCCUGCCCGAGUACUUUGGUGAUCCGUACAGUGGUUGCCGACCGGAAUGUGUCCAGAACGACGACUGCGACCGCUCGCGUGCCUGUAUCAACAACAAGUGCCAGGAUCCGUGUCCCGGAGCCUGCGGCAUUAACGCUGAAUGCAGAGUUUUGAAUCACGGACCGAACUGCAACUGUUUCGAUGGCUACACUGGAGAUCCGCAUCGCUCGUGCUCGUUGAUCGAGGUGGUCACCAUUCGACCGGAGCCAUGCAAGCCAUCACCCUGCGGACCGUACAGCCAGUGCUUGGACACCAACAGUCAUGCGGUGUGCAGCUGCUUGGAGGGCUACAUUGGAGCACCGCCUAGCUGCAAACCGGAAUGUGUGGUGAGCUCGGAGUGUCCACAAAACAGGGCUUGCAUUAACCAGAAGUGCGAGGAUCCUUGUCGAGGAUCGUGCGGCAAUAAUGCUAAAUGCCAAGUGGUCAACCACAACCCCAUCUGUACCUGCCAGCCUGGCAUGACAGGUGAUCCGAUUUCGGGAUGUGAGCCCAUGCCUGAAGUCAAGAACGUGGAGAAUCCGUGUGUGCCGUCCCCAUGUGGACCCAACUCUGUUUGUCGACAGAUUGGAAACCAGGCAGCUUGUUCCUGUAACACUGGCUAUAUUGGACGCCCACCCACUUGCCGACCGGAAUGCACAAACAAUGACGAGUGCCAGAACCAUCUUUCCUGUCAGCAGGAGCGCUGCGUGGAUCCAUGCCCCGGUUCAUGUGGUAGCAACGCCAUCUGCCAGGUGGUGCAGCACAAUGCUGUAUGCUCCUGCGCCGAUGGAUACGAGGGAGAGCCACUCUUUGGUUGUCAGCUGAUUCCAGCUGUGACGCCCACAGAGUCACCAUCCUCGCCCUGCGAGCCAUCACCAUGUGGUCCUCAUGCCGAGUGUCGGGAAAGGAAUGGAGCUGGAGCUUGCUACUGUCACGAUGGAUUCGAGGGUAAUCCGUACGAUGUCCAACGAGGAUGCCGACGAGAGUGCGAGAAUAACGAUGACUGUACUGCUGUCCAAGCCUGCUCUCGAUUCAAGUGCGUCGAUCCAUGCAACAAUAUCUGCGGAGACUAUGCCAUUUGCACAGUCGACAAACAUGUGCCCACUUGUGACUGCCCGCCUGGAUACACUGGAGAUCCGUUCUUCAGCUGCAAACCCGUGCCGGUCACACCGCGUCCUCCGAUCAACCCAUGCAAUCCAUCUCCAUGUGGACCCAACAGCAAUUGUCGGGCCAUGAACAACCAGGCAGUGUGUUCCUGCCAGGCAGGAUUCAUCAACCAGCCACCCAACUGCAAACCGGAAUGCGUGGUCAGUGCGGAAUGUGCUCCGGAAAAAGCCUGCGUACACAAAAAGUGCGUUGAUCCCUGUCAGCAUACCUGCGGCAUCCGGGCCAUCUGCACCACCAAAAACCACAGCCCCAUCUGCACGUGUCCCCGGACAAUGACUGGAGAUCCUUUCGUUGAGUGCACUAGAGUUGCAAUCACCAAUGACAAUACAACACCGUCGCCGGCUCCAGCAUCCUGUGUGCCUUCGCCUUGUGGACCCAAUGCCAAGUGCCAGAUCGUGGGCAAUAGUCCGGCAUGCUCCUGCCUGCCGAACUUCAUCGGGGCUCCGCCUCGCUGUCGCCCGGAGUGCGUCUUGAACUCGGAAUGUGGACCCACAGAGGCAUGCAUAAACCAAAAGUGCGCAGAUCCCUGCUCUGGAUCGUGCGGAUUUGAGGCCAAGUGCCAUGUGCUCAAUCACCUGCCCAUUUGCAACUGCAUUGAGGGCUACGAGGGAGAUCCGUUCGUGCGUUGCACCAAGAAGGAAGAAGAUAGAUCUCCUCCACUCCCGAAUGACCCGUGCAACCCGAGCCCGUGCGGACAAAAUGCGGAUUGCUUUGCCGGAGAGUGCCGCUGCCAAAAUAACUACCAAGGCAAUGCCUACGAGGGAUGUCGUCCGGAAUGCACGCUCUCCGCGGACUGUCCUAGGGACAAGGCCUGUAUGCGAAACCGCUGUGUGGAUCCCUGUCCAGGAAUCUGCGGUACCAAUGCCGUGUGCGAGGUGAUGAACCACAUUCCGGUGUGCUCGUGCGUCAAGGGUUACGAAGGUGACCCGUUCGUCAACUGCCGUGUGAAACCUGUCGUGGAGGAUCCUAUUAUUGAGGCCUGCUCCCCAUCGCCAUGCGGUGCCAACAGUCAGUGUCGCGACGUUAACGGACAUGCAGUUUGCUCUUGCCUGGAAGGUUAUAUCGGAACACCACCCCAGUGUCGUCCCGAGUGUGUGGUGUCCAGCGAGUGCUCCGCCUUACAAGCUUGUGUCAACAAGAAGUGCGUAGAUCCAUGCGCCGCUGCUUGUGGUCUGGAGGCCCGCUGUGAGGUCAUCAAUCAUAGUCCGAUUUGUGGCUGCCCACCUGGCCGAACUGGAGAUCCGUUCAAGCAAUGCGUUGUCCUGCCACCGAUUGCUGUUCCAGACGUAAAGUCACCUCCUCAAGAUCCUUGCGUGCCAUCCCCCUGCGGACCCAACUCGAUCUGCAAGAAUGAUAGGAACGGCCCCGUCUGCCAAUGCCAACCAGAAUUCUUUGGCUCGCCGCCCAACUGUCGACCCGAGUGCAUCAUCAAUCCGGACUGUCAAUCUACACAGGCGUGUAUCAACAACAAAUGCAGCAACCCAUGCCCAGAAUCAUGCGGAACCAAUGCCGAGUGUCGUGUCAUUGGACACGCUGUGUCCUGCUCUUGUCCAACGGGAUACGCCGGCAACGCUUUCGUUCAGUGUGUGCCGCAGCAAGAGGAGCCACCGAAGCCUUGCCAGCCAUCGCCAUGUGGUCCAAAUGCCGAGUGCAUUGAACGUAACGGAGCCGCUGCCUGCAAAUGUAUUGAUGAAUACCAGGGUAACCCGUACGAGGGUUGUCGUCCCGAGUGCGUACUGAGUUCAGAUUGUCCCACGGACAAGACGUGCAUCCGCAACAAGUGCCAGGAUCCUUGCCCAGGCAUCUGUGGAUUGAACGCCCAGUGCUAUGCUGUGAACCACGUGCCCAACUGUGUCUGCAACGAUGGCUAUACUGGAGAUCCGUUCGCCAGUUGUCGCCGAGUUGAGGUAACAACUCCACCACCAGUUUCGGAUCCUUGCAUUCCAUCUCCUUGUGGAGCCAAUAGCAAAUGUAGGGUUGCAAAUGGCUUAGCCGUUUGCUCAUGCUUGGAUACAUUCAUUGGAGCCCCACCAAAUUGCAAACCAGAGUGCACGGUCAAUGCCGAGUGUCCUUCGAAUAGGGCGUGCCACAAGUUCCGUUGCGCAAAUCCUUGCGCCAAGACGUGUGGCCUGAAUGCCAAGUGUGAAGUGAUCAACCAUAAUCCCAUCUGCAGUUGUCCUCUGGACAUGACUGGUGAUCCAUUUGCUCGCUGCUACCCAGCUCCGCCACCGCCGCCACCAGGACCCAAGGAUGAGCCCAUUAGGAGACCAUGUCAACCAUCGCCAUGUGGAUUGAACUCGGAAUGCAGAGUACGGGACGAUCAGGCCUCGUGCUCUUGCCUGCCCAACUUUAUAGGAGCACCACCCAACUGCCGACCCGAAUGUGUAGUAAACACGGAUUGUUCUCCGGACCAAGCUUGCAUUGCUGAGAAGUGCCGUGAUCCUUGUGAUGGAUCCUGCGGAGUUGACUCCGAAUGCCGUGUUCAGAACCACCUGGCCAUCUGCACUUGCCGUGGAGGAUUCACUGGUGAUCCGUUUGUUCGUUGCUUCGAGUUCGUCGAAGAGACCACAAAGUCACCGCCACUCACACAGGAUCCUUGUGAUCUGCAGCCAUGCGGAUCGAAUGCGGAGUGCCGAAACGGCAUCUGUAGCUGCCUCGCGGACUACCAGGGAGAUCCCUACACCGGCUGUCGCCCAGAGUGUACAUUGAGUACUGAUUGCGCACCUACCAAGGCUUGCUUAAACAAGAAGUGUGUUGAUCCUUGCCCAGGAGUAUGUGGGCAGAACUCGCAGUGUGAUGUUUCAAACCACAUACCGAUUUGCAGUUGCCUGCAGGGCUACACGGGCGAUCCGUUCGUUCACUGCCGCCACGAGACGCCAGUGGCCAAGGAUCCAUGCCAACCAAACCCAUGCGGACCCAACAGCUUGUGCCACAUAUCCGGACAAGGACCUGUCUGCGCCUGUCAACCGGGAAUGCUGGGCUCACCGCCCGCCUGCAAACCGGAGUGCAUUGUCAGCUCCGAGUGCUCGUUGCACACUGCCUGUGUGAACAGGAAGUGCGUGGAUCCUUGCCCCGGAGCCUGUGGGCAAUUUGCUCGCUGCCAGGUGAUCAACCACAACCCGUCUUGCUCAUGCAACACAGGCUACACUGGCGAUCCGUUCACCCGAUGCUAUCAGGAGGAACGAAAACCACAGACGACGCCAGAUAAUCCUUGCCAGCCAUCUCCUUGCGGACCCAAUUCCGAGUGCAAGGUGCUGAAUGGAAACGCAGCCUGCUCGUGUGCGGCCACCUUCAUUGGAACGCCACCAAGCUGUCGACCCGAGUGCUCCAUCAAUCCGGAAUGUCCGCCAACCAAGGCCUGUAUCCGCCAGAAGUGCUCGGAUCCCUGCGUGAAUGCCUGUGGAUUUAAUGCCCGCUGCAAUGUGGCCAAUCAUCAACCCAUCUGCACAUGCGAUGUGGGCUAUACUGGAGAUCCGUUUACUGGCUGCCAGAAGGAGCAAGAACGCAUUGUCAAUGAGCAAGUGACUCCCUGCGAACCCAAUCCCUGUGGCUCGAAUGCUGUGUGCCGCGAAAGAAAUGGCAUCGGUUCCUGCCAGUGCCUGCCCGAUCACUUUGGUGACCCGUAUCAGUCGUGUCGUCCGGAGUGCGUACGCCACUCGGACUGCGCCUCCAAUAAGGCUUGCCAACAGCAGAAGUGUCGCGAUCCCUGCCCAGGUACCUGCGGCAGCAAUGCGGACUGCAGUGUCACAAACCAUCUGCCCACCUGUACAUGCCGCGUUGGAUACACCGGUGAUCCGUACCGCUACUGCCACGUGGAACCACCCCAGCUCCCUGCCCGAGUGACCGAACCAUCUCAACCCUGCCGCCCCUCACCUUGUGGUCCCAACUCCCAGUGCCGCGAACUGAACGGUCAGGCCGUGUGCUCCUGCCUGGAGCUCUACAUCGGUCUGCCACCCAACUGCCGACCGGAGUGUGUGCUGAGCACAGAGUGUCCCACCGAUAAGGCUUGCAUCAGUCAACGUUGUCAGGAUCCGUGUCCAGGCACUUGUGGCAUCAAUGCCGAGUGCCGGGUUCGUAAUCAUAGUCCUCUGUGUCAGUGUCGUCAAGGUUUUACCGGUGAUUCCUUUACCCGUUGUUAUCCCCUGCCACCUCCGCCUCCUGUGAUCGAACGAGUUGAGCGUGAUCCAUGCCUGCCAUCGCCCUGCGGAUUGAAUAGUCAAUGCCGCAAUGUACAAGGGGUGCCUUCCUGUACCUGUCUCCCAGACUUCUUGGGGGCACCGCCCAACUGUAGGCCCGAGUGCACAAUCAGUGCAGAGUGUCCCUCAAAUCUCGCUUGCAUACGGGAGAAGUGUAUAGAUCCCUGUCCCGGUUCUUGUGGCUAUGCCGCCGAGUGUAGUGUUGUUAACCACACGCCAAUUUGCGUCUGUCCCGCUGGCUUUACGGGUGAUCCGUUCUCCAGUUGUCGUCCAGCGCCGCCGCCAGAGCCCACACAAAGUAAGAAAUUGGAAAAAUAUCCGAACAUGUUGUUGCAGCUAAACAAAAAAACUGAAUUAUUAGGCGAAUAUGUGGAUCCUUGCAACCCAUCACCUUGUGGGCCGAAUGCCCAAUGCAACGCAGGAACCUGCACGUGUCUGGCCGAAUUCCAUGGCGAUCCCUACUCUGGUUGCCGUCCCGAGUGCGUUCUCAAUUCAGACUGUCCCAGGGACAAGGCUUGCCGUAGCAGCAAGUGCGUAAACCCUUGUCCAGGAACUUGUGGCGAGAAUGCCAUUUGCGAUGUCAUCAAUCACAUACCCAUGUGCAGAUGUCCCGAACGCACCGCUGGCAGCGCAUUCAUCCGCUGCUCUCCUGUGCAGAGUACGUCGAUGUUGUUACCUCCCUCAAAAGCUCCUCUAACACUUGCCCCCAUAGUUACAGUAUCUAAUCCCUGCCGACCAUCACCUUGUGGUCCAAACUCGCAGUGCCGAGAGGUUAAUCAGCAAGCAGUGUGUUCGUGCCUGCCAAGCUUCAUUGGAGCUCCGCCAUCCUGCCGACCCGAGUGCACCUCGAAUUCGGAGUGUGCACCCACUCAAGCUUGCCUGAAUCAACGGUGUGGAGAUCCCUGCCCCGGAACAUGUGGAGUGGGUGCUAAUUGCGCUGUUGUCAGCCAUAGCCCCUUCUGCACAUGUCCUGAGAGGUUUACGGGUAAUCCAUUUAUUCGUUGCCAGCCCCAGAGUAAGACCACUAUGCCGGAAAAAGAGUCUUCUUUACAAGAGUUACCUUUCCCAGUUGAACCUCCCGUUCGUGAUGUUGUGCCCGUUGAUCCCUGUCGCCCAUCUCCCUGUGGACCUUAUUCCCAGUGUCGCCCAGUUGGUGAGGCCCCGGCCUGUUCCUGUCUGGAGACCUAUAUUGGACGCCCGCCAAACUGCCGCCCUGAGUGUGUGACCAGCUCGGACUGUUCCAGUCAACUGACCUGUGUGAACCAGAAGUGUGUCGACCCAUGUCCAGGACGCUGUGGCCUUAAUGCCGAGUGCUUUGUGGUUAGCCACGCCGUGCAAUGUAUUUGCCAGCAGGGCUUCAACGGAGAUCCGUUCGUGCAAUGCAAACCGGAGAUCGCAUAUGAAAAUGAAAUCCGCACUCCGUGCAGCCCGAGUCCUUGUGGCCCGAAUGCUGUGUGCCGCGAUCGCAACGGAGUAGGAUCCUGCCAGUGCCUGCCACAAUACUUUGGAGAUCCUUACGAAGGCUGUCGCCCGGAGUGCAUGCUUGACUCGGACUGUCCGUCCAACCGCGCUUGCCAACAGCUGAGAUGCCAGGACCCCUGCCCAGGAACAUGUGGACUUAAUGCCAACUGUCAAGUGGUGAACCAUUUGCCAACCUGUACUUGCCUGACCGGAUAUGUGGGUGACCCAUACCGUCAAUGUAAUCGACUUCCAGAACGUAAGCCGGAAUCAACCACAAAUACUUUCCCCCUACUCAAGCGCCCCAUUUUAGCACCACAAAACGAGUAUGUAAACCCAUGUCAGCCAACUCCUUGUGGCCCCAACUCCCAGUGCCGCGUUUCGAAUGAGCAGGCGGUUUGCUCUUGCCUGCCCCUGUUCGUAGGAACUCCACCAUCCUGCCGGCCCGAGUGUACCAUAUCCUCGGAGUGUCCUGCUGAUAGAGCCUGUGUUAAUCAGAAAUGUGUGGAUCCUUGUGCAGCAGAUACAUGCGGAAAUAAUGCCAUAUGUAGGGUUCGAAACCACAGCCCCAUUUGCAGUUGCAUUAGCGGCUAUACAGGCGACGCCUUUACUAGAUGUUUCCUUAUUCCACCGCCAAUUAUUGAGACCAAGGACGAACCUUUAAGGGAUCCCUGUAUACCAACACCCUGUGGUCCCAACUCCGAGUGCCGUAAUAUCAAUGGUGUGCCUGCCUGUUCCUGUCUGGCUAAUUUCAUUGGCCAGGCACCAAAUUGUCGUCCCGAGUGCACUAUCAACUCCGAGUGUCCCAGUCAGCUGGCGUGUAUCAACCAAAAGUGUCGCGAUCCCUGCCCAGGAGCCUGCGGUCAAAACGCUGUUUGCAGUGUCAUCAAUCAUACGCCACUGUGCGCCUGCAUCGAUGGUUACAUAGGAAAUCCAUUUACCAACUGCAACCCCAAACCUCCAGAGCGUAGGUGUCUCGACAGAUCUUACAGAUCCGGUGAUUGUUUACCCCCUUCGAUCAUUUUUACUUUUCUAGCCCCAGCGCCACCAGUUGCCGACGAUCCUUGCAAUCCAUCGCCUUGCGGAGCUAACGCUCAGUGCCGAAAUGGUCAAUGCUCUUGUAUACCUGAAUACCAAGGGGAUCCAUACGUCUCAUGUCGUCCUGAAUGUGUGCUUAACACCGAUUGCCCAAGGGAUCGGGCCUGUGUACGCAACAAGUGUAUCGAUCCCUGUCCUGGAACUUGUGGGGUAAACGCCUUGUGCGAGGUCAACAACCAUAUCCCCAUUUGCCGUUGUCCAGAGCAAAUGUCCGGCAAUGCCUUUUUCGAGUGUCGACCCGUGCCGCCUGCCAAGAUUCAAAAUCCCUGCCAGCCGUCGCCAUGUGGCCCGAACAGCCAGUGCCGCGUGGUGCAACAAACUGCUGUCUGCUCCUGUCUGGCUAACUACGUGGGCAGUCCGCCGCAAUGUCGGCCGGAAUGUGUAACCAACUCUGACUGUCCUGCCGAUCAGGACUGCCAGAAUAUGAAGUGUCGCGACCCGUGUCCUGGUACAUGUGGCUUUAAUGCUCUGUGCAACGUCGUCAAUCACCGCCCCUUCUGCAGCUGCCCCACUGGCAUGUCCGGAAAUCCUUUCGUGAGCUGUCAGCAGCUAAUUAUACGUGAUGAAAGACCUCAAAAUCCCUGCCAGCCUUCUCCUUGUGGUCCCAACUCCGAAUGUCGUGUAUCUGGAGAUUCGCCGUCUUGUUCAUGUCUGCCCGAAUUUGUGGGAGCACCGCCGAACUGCCGACCCGAGUGUAUAUCCAAUUCGGAGUGCCCCACAAACCAGGCUUGCAUCAACCAGAAAUGUGUGGACCCCUGCCCAGGAUUAUGUGGUCAAAAUGCCAUUUGUCGGGUGUUCAGUCAUAGUGCCAUGUGCUUGUGUGACGGUGGCUUCACCGGAGAUCCGUUUAGUCAGUGUAGUCCAAUAAGAGAUAGUCCUCCUGAGGUUCUGCAGCCCUGCAACCCCAGUCCCUGCGGCGUCAAUGCCAAGUGCGAGGAACGUGGUGGGGCAGGAUCCUGCCAGUGUCUGCCUGAUUACUUCGGAAAUCCGUAUGAUGGCUGUCGUCCCGAGUGUGUUCUGAACUCUGACUGCCCUUCGAAUCAGGCAUGUGUCAACCAGAAAUGUCGUGACCCAUGUCCCGGCACUUGCGGCCAAAACGCCGAGUGCCAAGUGGUCAAUCACUUGGCCACCUGUAAUUGUUUGGUUGGAUACACCGGUGACCCGUACAGCAUAUGCCGCAUCACAGUCAAUGAGCCGCGUAAGAUAGAUUUUCUUCUGCGUAUGAACACCGUUACCAUCGAUGGUCUUAUUUCAGCUGAACGCGUCUAUGUGAACCCUUGUCAGCCGUCUCCAUGCGGUCCAAACUCGCAAUGCCGUGAAGUAAACGAGCAAGGAGUUUGUUCCUGCUUGCCAGAGUUCAUUGGCAGUCCUCCUGCCUGUCGUCCGGAAUGCACCAGUAGCUCGGAGUGCGCCGCCGACAAGGCUUGUGUGAACCGCAAAUGUGUGGACCCUUGUCCAAAUGUUUGUGGUCAGCAGGCCGAGUGUCGCGUUCGUAACCACAAUCCCAUUUGCACUUGCCUAAGUGGAUUCACUGGUGAUCCAUUUACCCGUUGCUAUCGUCAGCCGCCUCCGCCUCCAGUUGUCGAACGUGAACCCCUUGACCCUUGUGUUCCUUCACCCUGCGGAGCAAAUUCCCAGUGCCGCGAAAUUCACGGCACACCAUCCUGCUCUUGCCUUCCGCAGUAUUUGGGUACUCCGCCCAAUUGCCGCCCGGAAUGUUCCAUCAAUGCCGAGUGUCCCAGUCAUCAGGCCUGUAUUAAUCAAAAAUGCAGAGACCCCUGUCCUGGCUCUUGUGGUCUAAACACUCAGUGCAGUGUCAUCAACCACACGCCAAUCUGCAGUUGUCUCGCUGGUUAUAUAGGUGACCCAUUCAGCGUUUGCAACGCCCAGCCAAUACCCGAGAAAAGUAAGAUGCAUUAUCCACCAAGGCUGAAGUUCAAAAAUCAUAACUUACAUUUUAAUAAAUCAGUUCGAGACCCACUGCCACUGGAGGAUCCUUGCAACCCAUCACCAUGUGGCUCUAAUACACAAUGCAACAAUGGAGUUUGCUCUUGCCUGCCCGAAUACCAUGGUGACCCAUACACGGGAUGUCGUCCAGAGUGCGUUCUGCACACGGAUUGUGACCGUAGUCGAGCGUGUGUUCGUCACAAGUGUGUUGAUCCCUGUCCCGGUAUUUGUGGCACCAAUGCGAUAUGCGAGGUUCUGAACCAUAUACCCAACUGCCGCUGUUUAGAGGGAAUGCAAGGCAAUGCCUUUAUCCAGUGCAGCCCAGUUCCAAAGCUCGACGUCGUACAGAAUCCGUGCCAACCCUCGCCCUGCGGACCAAACUCACAGUGUCGCGUUGUUAAUCAACAAGCAAUCUGCUCGUGCAUUACGUCCUUCAUUGGAAGUCCGCCAUUCUGCCGACCUGAAUGCACUACAAACUCGGAGUGCCCCUUGAACUUGGCGUGUCGCAACCAGAAGUGCAGUGAUCCCUGUCCUGGCGUCUGUGGUCGCGGUGCCCAAUGCCAUGUGACUAACCACAGUCCAUUCUGUCGCUGCUUAGAGCGCUACACGGGUAAUCCGUUUGUGAGUUGCCAGCAGAUCAUCGAACCUCCGGUUCCACCACCGCGGCAAACAUGCCUGCCAUCACCCUGCGGACCGUAUUCCCAAUGUCGUGAAGUUAACGAAUCACCUUCUUGCACUUGCCUGCCAGAGUACAUUGGAGCUCCACCUAACUGUAGGCCGGAGUGCGUGACUAGCUCGGAGUGUCCCACGAAUCAGGCGUGCAUUCAGCAGAAGUGUCGCGAUCCUUGCCCAGGACUAUGUGGACAAUCUGCGGAAUGCCGUGUCCUUUCGCACACGCCAAGCUGCAUUUGCCCCGAAGGCAUGGAAGGUGAUCCGUUCACUUUAUGUAAGGAAAAGAGAAUUCAGGAACUAGACCAGCUAGACCCUUGCAGUCCCAGUCCUUGUGGAAUCAAUGCCCGCUGUACUUCCCGCCAAGAUGUCGGCUCAUGCCAGUGCCUCCCAGAUUACUUCGGAAAUCCUUACGAGGGAUGUCGCCCUGAGUGCGUUCUUAAUUCGGACUGCCCAUCGAACAAGGCUUGUCAACAGCAAAAAUGUCAGGAUCCCUGUCCAGGAACCUGCGGUCAGAAUGCUCUCUGCAAUGUCCUGAAUCAUAUACCCAGUUGUAGCUGUAUAUCAGGAUAUUCCGGUGAUCCUUACCGCUCGUGUGCGCCAGAACCGGUCAAGGAAUAUGUCAAUCCCUGCCAGCCAUCGCCGUGUGGUCCAAAUUCUCAGUGCCGUGAAGUGAAUGAACAAGCCAUAUGCUCGUGUCUUCCGGAAUAUGUGGGAGCUCCGCCUGUGUGUCGUCCUGAGUGUACGAUAUCUUCAGAGUGCCCGGCGGACAAGGCCUGUGUGAACCAGAAAUGUGUUGACCCUUGUCCAAACACUUGUGGAGAUCAAGCGAUCUGUCGAGUGGUGAACCACAGUCCGAUUUGCUCAUGUCGUGCCGGUUACACCGGCGACGCCUUUUUCCGCUGUUUCCCCAAGCCCCCGGUACCACCAACACCAGUACAAAAGACGCCGGUUGAUCCUUGUGUGCCCACUCCUUGCGGCCCCUACUCCCAGUGCCGAUCCCAGGGAGAUGCCCCCGCCUGUUCUUGUUUGGUCGGCUACAUAGGAGCCCCUCCCAAUUGCCGACCGGAAUGUCGCAUCAACGCGGAAUGUCCUAGCAGCCAAGCGUGUAUUAAUGAGAAAUGUAGAGACCCUUGCCUCGGCUCUUGCGGCUAUGGUGCCAUUUGCAAUGUGAUCAAUCACACGCCUAGCUGCACCUGUCCACCAGGAUUCUCGGGUGAUCCAUUUAGUCAGUGUCAGCCCCUGCCACCUCCGCCUCCAACACGUAAGACUCAGUACGAACCGAAAAGUGUAAAAUGGACUCAAACCAUUCCUCCUUCCUCAGCCGUUAAGCUUGAUGAUCCAUGCAAUCCCUCACCCUGUGGUCCAAACGCUCAGUGCAAUAAUGGAGUAUGUACUUGCAUUCCCGAAUACCAUGGCGAUCCCUACAGCGGUUGCCGACCAGAGUGCAUCACCAGCGCGGAUUGCUCACGUGAGCUUGCCUGUUCGCGGAACAAGUGCUUCGAUCCUUGCCCCGGUACCUGUGCCCCCAAUGCCAUUUGUACUGUCCUUAACCACGUACCCAUGUGCACUUGUCCGGAUGGAUAUAAUGGCAAUGCAUUCGUGCAGUGUAAACCCACACCACGUAAAUAUUUCCCCUUAAGGCCGUGUUCAAAGCACAACGAUACCCAACUCAACGAUUUCCUUCCAGCCCCUGUCCUUGUCCAGCCUUGCCAACCAUCUCCGUGUGGACCCAACUCUCAGUGCCGCGAAGUCAACCAGCAAGCUGUUUGCUCCUGUGUGCCAGGAUAUGUCGGAACCCCGCCACUCUGUCGACCGGAGUGCACGUCGAACUCGGAGUGUUUGUCACACCUAGCAUGUGUUAACCAAAAGUGCAGUGAUCCCUGUCCCGGCUCAUGUGGCCGUAAUGCCCAGUGCAGUGUGGUUAACCACAACCCCUUCUGUACGUGCUUGCCAAGGUUCACUGGCAAUCCGUUCGUGGGUUGUCAGCAGAUUAUUGAGCCACCACGUCAAGAUAUUGUGCCACAGGAUCCGUGCCGACCGUCACCCUGUGGGCCGAACUCUGAAUGUCGCGCCGUUGGUGAGACACCAACAUGUACAUGCCUUGCUGAUUUUGUCGGCUCCCCGCCGUAUUGCAAACCCGAAUGCGUGGCCAAUUCAGAGUGUCCCUCGAACCUGGCGUGCAUCAAUCAAAAGUGUCGCGAUCCCUGUCCUGGAUUGUGCGGUUCAAGUGCUACUUGCCGCGUCGUCUCUCACACAGCAAUGUGCAUUUGUGAUGCUGGUUUGACCGGAGAUCCAUUUACACAAUGUCAACCCAUUGUGCAGGAUGUUGAGAUUAUUAAUCCGUGCCAGCCUUCACCUUGCGGAGCCAAUGCCGAGUGCAUACAACGUAAUGGAGCCGGAGCCUGCCAGUGUCUCACAGACUAUUUCGGAAAUCCCUACGAAGGCUGUCGACCGGAGUGUGUUUUGAACUCGGACUGCCCAUCGAACCGAGCUUGUCAGCAGCAGAAGUGCCGUGAUCCUUGUCCCGGAAGCUGUGGACAGAAUGCCGAGUGUAAUGUGGUGAACCACACACCCAUGUGCAACUGCUUCGCUGGAUUCAUUGGCGAUCCGUACCGCUAUUGUAGCCAACCGCCAGAACCUAUUGUCCAUGAGUAUGUGAACCCCUGUCAACCGUCUCCCUGUGGCCCGAACUCAAAUUGUCGCGAGGUUAAUGAACAGGCAGUAUGUUCCUGCCGUUCCGAAUUUGAGGGAGCCCCACCCAACUGCCGGCCACAAUGCACCUCGAGCUCAGAGUGCGCCCCCAACAGGGCGUGCAUCAAUCAAAAAUGCGUUGAUCCUUGUCCCGGUGUUUGUGGCCAGCAAGCAAUCUGCGAGGUACGCAACCACAGUCCAAUUUGUAGGUGUCCCACCGCCAUGACAGGCGAUCCCUUCGUGCGCUGCGUAACCCGACCAACAAGUAAGAAAAAGAAAAUGUCUUGUGUGUAUACGAUCAAACCUAACCGCCUUUACUCGAUGCCAGUUGCACCGCCACCCUUGAGGGAUGUAGCUCCCUAUCGCGAUCCCUGUCUCCCCUCACCAUGUGGCCUGUAUGCGUCGUGCAGGAACCAACAGAACCAAGCGAUUUGCUCUUGUUUGCCAAACUAUUUCGGUACUCCGCCCCAUUGUCGUCCCGAGUGCACCAUCAAUGCAGAGUGCCCAAGCCACUUGGCCUGCAUUGGCGAACGCUGCCGUGAUCCCUGUCCUGGGGCUUGUGGUCAACAGACCGAGUGCCGUGUGAUCAGUCACGUUCCUAGUUGCGUUUGCCUACGCGGCUAUGUGGGCGAUGCAUUCCUGGCCUGCCACCCGGCACCACCCCCACCAUCCCGUGAAGAGCCCCGCGAUCCGUGCAACCCCAGUCCAUGCGGCAGCAAUGCCAUCUGUUCUAAUCAGGGCGAGUGUAAAUGUGUGGCCGACUAUCAGGGAGAUCCCUAUGUGGCCUGCAGACCCGAGUGUAUUCUCAGUUCGGAGUGUCCCCGAAAUCUGGCCUGUAUACAACAGAAGUGUACCGAUCCUUGUCCAGGAACCUGUGGUACCAAUGCUAUCUGCGAUGUGAUCAACCACAUUGCCAUGUGCCAUUGUCCCGAUCGAAUGACCGGAAAUGCUUUUGUCCAAUGUACUCCAGUGCAGCUUGAUGUAUACCGUAACCCUUGCAAUCCCUCGCCAUGCGGCUCCUAUGCUGAAUGUCGGGAGCAGAACGGUCAAGCGGUAUGCAGUUGUCUUCCCAACUACUUUGGGGUACCUCCUUCGUGUCGACCCGAGUGUAGCACCAACUACGAUUGUUCCCCAAGCUUAGCGUGCCAGAAUCAGCGCUGCGUCGAUCCUUGUCCUGGAGCUUGUGGCGCAUACGCCGAGUGCCGAACAGUCAACCACAGUCCUUUCUGUAGUUGCAGACCCGGCUAUACGGGAAAUCCCAUUGUCCAAUGUCAUAUGAUUAUUGAGCCACAGCGGGAUAUCACACCCAAAGAUCCUUGCCAACCCUCACCUUGUGGUCCAAACAGCGAAUGUCGCCGCGUAGGAGAAACACCCUCCUGCUCAUGCCUGUCCAAUUUCUUUGGCACUCCGCCCAACUGUCGACCUGAAUGCGUCUCCAAUUCCGAGUGCAGUCAGGUGCACGUCUGCACGAAUAAUCGCUGCAAGGAUCCGUGCCCGGGUCUCUGCGGAACUGAUGCCGUCUGCCGCGUGAUAAGUCACAGUGCUAUGUGCUACUGCCAGCCGGGUUACAGCGGCGACCCCUUCGUCCGCUGUGCACCACACAUCCAAAGAGAAUCGAUUGAGAUAGUGCAACCGUGCAACCCCAAUCCCUGCGGCGCGUUUGCCGAGUGUCGUCAGCAGAAUGGAGUCGGAUCGUGUCAGUGUCUACCAGAGUACUUCGGCAAUCCUUAUGAAGGAUGUCGUCCUGAAUGUAUACUUGACUCUGAUUGCUCCUCUCAGCUGGCCUGUGUCAAUCAAAAAUGCCGGGAUCCCUGUCCCGGAAGCUGCGGCCAAAAUGCCGAAUGCUUUGUGCGCAAUCACCUGCCCACUUGCAACUGCCUCAGUGGCUAUGUCGGUGACCCAUAUCGGUAUUGUAACAUCGAACAGAAACCCAUUCGGGAAUAUGUCAACCCCUGUCAACCCUCUCCUUGUGGGCCUAACUCUCAGUGCCGCGAACAGAAUGGUGUGGCCACAUGCUCUUGCUUGCCAGAAUUUGUGGGCACUCCGCCGGGAUGUCGGCCGGAGUGUACGGUAUCCUCUGAGUGUAAUCUUGACAAGGCCUGCGUUCGUCACAAGUGCCUGGAUCCUUGUCCUGGUGCUUGCGGCAGCUCAACCAAUUGCCAGGUUGUGAACCAUGCUCCACUCUGCUCUUGUCAAGCGGGUUACACAGGAGACCCAUUUACCCGAUGCUACCCAAUUCCCCGUAAGUGUUCAAAGGUGGAAAACCUUAUAGAGAUGGUUGAGUCUUCAUUUCUAAUCAUCUACCACAUGUGUCCAGCUCCACCUACGCAUAUUGUCCAUGAUUACGCACGCGAUCUAUGCCAACCAUCUCCCUGCGGAGCUAAUGCUCAAUGUAGACAAUCCCAAGGUCAAGCCAUCUGCUCCUGCAUACCCAACUACUUUGGUGUUCCACCCAAUUGUCGACCCGAGUGCACUCAAAGCUCAGAGUGCCUGUCCAGUUUGGCCUGCAUCAAUCAACGAUGCGCGGAUCCCUGUCCUGGCUCCUGUGCCUACAACGCCAUUUGCCAUGUGCGUAAUCACGUGCCCAGUUGUCAGUGCCCAGUGGGCUAUGUGGGUGAUCCGUUCUCCAACUGUCACCCUGAACCCCAGCCACCACCCAAACCCGUUGCUCUCGAUGAUCCCUGCAAUCCUUCCCCCUGUGGGCCCAAUGCAGUGUGCCAAAAUGGUCAAUGUUCGUGUAUACCCGAGUACCAAGGAGAUCCUUAUACCGGCUGUCGACCGGAAUGUGUGUUAAAUGCGGAUUGUCCGCGAAAUCGUGCUUGUGUUCGCCAUAAGUGUGUGGAUCCGUGUCCGGGAACGUGUGCACCGAAUGCCAUCUGCGAUGUGAUUAACCACAUUGCCAUGUGCCGUUGCCCAGAGCGUAUGACAGGCAAUGCCUUCAUCCAAUGUGAAACACCGCCAGUCUCGCUGGCACCUCCAGAUCCGUGUUACCCAUCGCCCUGCGGUCCGAACAGUCGCUGUCGUGUGUUCAACAACAACGCUGUGUGUUCCUGUAUUGAGGAUUUCAUUGGAACCCCACCAAAUUGCCGACCGGAGUGUACGCAUAACUCAGAUUGCCUGCCUAGACUGGCGUGCCAGAGGCAGCAUUGUAUAGAUCCGUGCCCAGGAACUUGUGGCUUUAAUGCCCUUUGCCACGUUGUGAACCAUGCACCAAUUUGCAGUUGUCCACCAAAGCAUAAUGGAAACCCAUUCUUGGGAUGCUUCCCGGAACCCGUGCGACGCGAUGAGGUGAUUCCAAAGAAUCCGUGCCAGCCCUCGCCAUGUGGUCCAUAUGCCAAGUGCACAUCCGUAGGCGAUCAGGCGCAGUGCAGUUGUCUGCCGGAUUACAUUGGAACUCCGCCCAGUUGUCGCCCGGAGUGUAUAACCAAUUCGGAAUGUUCCUUCGACAAGGCCUGUUUAAACCAAAGAUGUCGCGAUCCCUGCUCGGGAACUUGUGGUUCCAACGCCAAUUGCCACGUAAUUAGUCAUACUGCCAUGUGCUACUGUCUACCAGGUUUUACAGGGGACCCAUUCACUUCCUGUGUCCAAGUACCAGUGAUUCAGCAGGCUGAGAUCGUUCAACCAUGCUCUCCUAAUCCUUGUGGAGCCAAUGCUGUAUGUCGCCAGGAGGGCCAUGUUGGAUCUUGCCAAUGUCUUCCCGAAUACUACGGAAACCCAUACGAGACAUGUCGGCCGGAGUGUGUAACGAAUAACGACUGUCCAUCCAACAAGGCUUGUCAACAGCAGAAGUGUCGCGAUCCUUGUCCAGGAGUCUGUGCCCUCAAUGCUUUGUGUCGCGUGAUCAAUCACUUACCAACAUGUCAUUGUCAGAAUGGCUUUGUUGGUGACCCAUACCGCUAUUGCCAAAUUCCCGAGAAACCUGUCCUUAAAGAAUAUGUCAAUCCCUGCCAGCCCUCCCCGUGUGGCCCCAACUCGCAGUGCCGUGAAAACAACGAGCAGGCCAUCUGCUCAUGUCUCCCCGAGUACGUCGGUGCUCCACCCAAUUGUCGACCUGAGUGCGUGACCAGUGCAGAGUGUCCUCAUAACAAGGCGUGCAUUAGGCAAAAGUGUAGUGAUCCCUGCCCCGGUGUAUGUGGCUCAAAUGCCGAUUGCCGUGUUAUCCAGCAUGCUCCUAUUUGUAGUUGUCGUGCAGGAUUCACAGGCGAUGCCUUCUCCCGCUGCUUACCCCUGCCACCCCCGAGACCACCGCAGUUGGAUGUAUACCGCAAUCCUUGUGUACCUUCGCCUUGUGGCCAGUAUGCAGAGUGUCGGGAUAACCAGGGCACUGCCACGUGCAGUUGUCUGCCCUCCUAUUUCGGCACCCCGCCCAACUGUCGCCCCGAGUGUACGAUAAACCCCGAUUGUCCAUCUCAUUUGUCCUGCCAACAACAGCGUUGUCGCGAUCCAUGUCCUGGAGCCUGUGGAUUCAAUGCGCAGUGCACAGUUGUUAAUCACAAUCCGACGUGUCAGUGUGCUCCUGGAUUUAUUGGCAAUGCCUUUACAUCCUGUCAUGUUCCACCUCCAAUUGUUCGGGACUCACCUCAAAUAAUUGAUCCAUGCGAUCUGAUCACUUGUGGCUCCAAUGCUGUUUGCAAUCAGGGACAAUGUACUUGUCUGCCUGAAUUUGUGGGCAACCCACUAGUUGGAUGUCGUCCGGAAUGUGUGUUGAGCACAGAAUGCGACUGGAACAAGGCGUGCGUGAGAAACAAGUGCAUCGAUCCAUGUCCAGGAACUUGCGGAUCCAAUGCCAUAUGUGAGGUGCACAGACAUAUAGCCAUGUGUCAUUGUCCACCGGGAAUGACUGGAAAUGCAUUCAGCCAAUGCCGACCCUUGCCACCAGCUCCGGUACGCGAUGUUAUAGACCCUUGUCAGCCUUCGCCAUGUGGACCAAAUGCCCAGUGUCGCAAUAUCAACGGACAAGCAGUGUGCUCAUGUCUUCGGGACUUCAUCGGAGUUCCACCUUCAUGUCGGCCAGAGUGCGUUAGUAAUUCCGAGUGUCCACUUCAUCUGGCUUGCCUCCAACGACAUUGCCGAGAUCCUUGCCCCGGAGUCUGUGGCCUGAAUGCCGAAUGCCGGGUCAUAAACCACAGCCCGAACUGUCAUUGCAUUGGUUCCUUUACGGGAAAUCCAUUUGCGGCUUGUCACCGGCCACCGCCGCCACCGAUUAAGCAUGAGCCCAUUGAUCCUUGUCAGCCAUCGCCAUGUGGAGCUAAUGCGGUAUGUCGUGUCCAGGGAAGCAAUGCUCAAUGCAGUUGUCUAAGUGGCUUUAUCGGAACACCACCCAACUGCCGACCCGAAUGCGUAUCCAACUCGGAUUGCCCCACGAAUCUGGCUUGCCUCAAUCAGAAGUGCCGAGAUCCCUGUCCAGGUGUCUGUGGCUCCAAUGCUGAAUGUUAUGUGAUUAACCAUUCACCCAUGUGCAAUUGUCUUUCUGGACAAACCGGCAAUCCAUUCGUAAGCUGUCAAGUGGUGCGUGAUGUUCCCGAGCCACAAACUCCAUGUGUGCCCAGUCCAUGCGGAGCCAAUGCACUCUGUUCUGAGAAAAAUGGGGCCGGAGCCUGUCAAUGCCUUCCGGAAUUCUAUGGCAAUCCCUAUGAAGGCUGCCGACCGGAGUGCGUUCUCAAUUCGGACUGCCCCAGCCACUUGGCUUGUCUCAACCAGCAUUGCCGCGAUCCGUGUCCCGGAACAUGUGGUACCAACGCCGAAUGUCAAGUGCGCGAACACUUGCCCCAAUGCAACUGCCAUGUGGGAUAUCAGGGAAAUCCCUACGUUUACUGUAGUGUUCUGCGUGAUCGUAAGCUAACCCUGGAAAGAAACAUUAUUGGACCAGAUGCUUAUUCUGUAUUUAUACCGACAGCCCUGCCUGAACCAGUUCCCUCCCGCCCUUGUCAGCCGUCACCUUGUGGUCCAAACUCUCAGUGUCGGGAAUCGAACAACCAGGCAAUUUGCAAGUGUCUGCCCGACUUUAUUGGAUCCCCACCUGCAUGUAGACCCGAGUGCACCAUCUCCAGUGAAUGUGAUUUGACCCUGGCUUGUGUUCAACAACACUGUGUCGAUCCCUGUCCCGGUGUCUGCGGCAAUAGUGCCCAGUGUCGGGUCAUAAAUCACAGUCCUCACUGUAGUUGCUUGCCUGGUUUCACGGGUGAUGCCCUUAGUGGCUGCCAACGGAUUCGUAAGACUACAUUUUUGGUGAAUUCCUUCUUUAGUUUUCCUAACUUCAAACCCUUCGCAGCACCCGCAAUUACUCACGAUGUCCCCAAAGAGACCCCCCGCGAUCCCUGUGUCCCCUCCCCCUGCGGAGCCUUUGGACAGUGCCGUGCUCAAGGCAACCAGGCUAUAUGCUCAUGCCUUCCUGGCUACUACGGAGCACCUCCAAAUUGCAGGCCGGAGUGCGCAAUAAACCCGGACUGCGCCUCCCAUUUGGCGUGUAUCAGUGAAAAGUGUCGCGAUCCAUGUCCCGGUUCAUGUGGCCUGCAGGCCCAAUGCAGUGUCAUAAACCACACACCGAUCUGUAGUUGUCCAUCAGGUUAUGAGGGCAAUCCCUUCGUCAGCUGUCAACGAACCCCUCCACCGCCGACUCCGCCCCUUCGCGAUGCCUGCAAUCCCUCACCUUGUGGCUCCAACGCAAUCUGCAGCUCUGGAGGCCAGUGCUCGUGUCUGCCCGACUUUGAUGGCAACCCCUACGUGGGCUGCCGUCCUGAGUGUGUCCUCAACACGGACUGCGCCAGAGACAAAGCCUGCCAGCGCAGCAAGUGCACCGAUCCUUGUCCCGGAGCGUGUGGUAUUGGAGCCGUUUGCGAGGUUCGCAAUCACAUUCCCACGUGUAAUUGCCCACCCGGAACAACGGGCAAUGCUUUCGUUCAGUGUACCCUUGUGCAAUGUAGGUUCCAAACUAAGAAUAUACCAACUGUGGAGACCUUAUUUAACAACUCCCUGUUUUGUUUAGCUUCACCCGUGGUGCCCUUAAACCCUUGUCAACCAUCGCCGUGCGGAAACAAUGCCCAAUGCCGAGAGGUUAUCGAUCAAGCCGUUUGCUCUUGUCUACCCGGCUUCUUUGGUGUUCCACCGAAGUGUCGUCCUGAGUGCACCAUUAACUCAGACUGUGCCCCACAUCUGGCAUGCUUGAACCAACAGUGCCGGGAUCCUUGUCCUGGAGCUUGCGGCCAGUUCGCUCAAUGCCAGGUUAUCCGACAUGUGCCGCACUGUAGUUGUCCUGCAGGCUUCUCAGGCAAUGCUUUCUUCCUGUGCCAUCGGUUACCGCCUCCACCACCAGUCCAACUGGAACCGAUCAACCCAUGCUACCCAUCGCCAUGCGGACCCAAUGCAGAAUGCACAAAUCAGAAUGAACAGGCCAUUUGCAAGUGCCUGAAGGACUACAUAGGAACACCACCCAACUGUCGACCGGAGUGCAUAACGUCAUCAGAGUGUCCGAUUCAGCUGGCUUGUAUUGGUCAAAAAUGCAAGGAUCCCUGUUCUGGACUUUGUGGAACCGCUGCCACCUGCCAAGUUGUCAGCCACGUGCCUUCGUGCAUUUGCGUUGCGGACUAUAUUGGAGACCCUUACACGGGAUGCUAUGCCCGGCCGCCCAUUCAGCGAGAGCAAAUCAAUCCAUGCUACCAGAACCCGUGCGGAAGCAAUGCGGUCUGCAGAGAGCGUGGAGAGGUUGCUUCGUGCCAGUGUCUACCGGAAUAUUACGGUAACCCGUAUGAAGGAUGUCGACCCGAAUGCGUGCUUAACUCGGACUGCUCAAGCCACUUGGCUUGCCUCAAUCAACACUGUCGAGAUCCCUGCCCAGGAAGUUGUGCCCGCAAUGCCCAAUGUCAAGUAGUCAAUCACGUGCCCAGCUGUAGUUGUUAUCCUGGAUAUAGUGGCGAUCCCUAUCGCCAUUGCCAUGUGGUCCAGGCAGAACCCCCUGCACCGGAAUACGUAAACCCCUGUCAGCCGUCGACUUGCGGUGCCAAUUCUCAGUGUCGCGAGUCCCAAGGGCAGGCUAUCUGCUCCUGCCUCCCGGAGUUUGUGGGCACACCGCCCUCGUGUCGUCCGGAAUGUGUGAUCAGCGCCGAGUGUCCAGCGGAUAGAGCGUGCAUUAACCAGAAGUGCCAGGACCCUUGUCCAGGAGCAUGUGGCUUGAAUGCCCAGUGCCAUGUGCGCAAUCAUAGUCCGCUGUGCUCGUGUCAGCCCGGAUUCACCGGAGAUGCUCUGACCCGCUGUCUGCCAGUACCGCCUCCACAACCGCCGAAAUCGAAUGAUAUCCGCGAUCCUUGCGUGCCAUCACCUUGUGGACCCUACUCCCAGUGCCGGGUGGUUAAUGGCGGAGCUAGUUGCAGCUGCCUUCCCAAUUAUGUGGGAGCGGCGCCCAACUGCCGUCCGGAAUGUACCAUCAAUGCGGAGUGUCCCAGUAAUCUGGCCUGCAUCAACGAGAAGUGUCGCGAUCCUUGUCCUGGAGCCUGUGGCUUUGCUGCCCAGUGCAGUGUCAUCAAUCAUACGCCCAGUUGUUCGUGUCCCGCUGGUUACACUGGAGAUCCGUUUACCAGCUGCCGAGUUCUGCCACCACCACCGCCUCCGAAGACUCCCUCCGAUCCCUGCCAGCCUUCGCCCUGCGGAGCCAAUGCUCUGUGCAACAAUGGCCAGUGCUCUUGCCUGCCAGAGUAUCAUGGUGAUCCUUACACUGGAUGCCGUCCCGAAUGUGUUUUGAACUCUGAUUGUCCCAGGAAUAGAGCGUGUGUCAACCAGAAGUGCGUUGAUCCUUGCCCAGGUCACUGUGGUCUCAAUGCUCUCUGCGAUGCCGUUAACCACAUUGCCAUGUGCCACUGCCCCGAGCGGAUGACGGGCAAUGCGUUCGUGUCCUGCCAGCCAAUUCGCGAUGAUCCACCACCUCCAACGAUAUCCAAUCCAUGCCAACCCUCGCCUUGCGGAGCAAAUGCCCAGUGUCUAGAGAGGAAUGGCAACGCCAUCUGUUCUUGCCUAGCCGGAUACUUUGGUCAGCCGCCCAAUUGCCGUUUGGAGUGCUACUCCAGCUCUGAUUGCUCCCAAGUGCACAGCUGCAUUAACAACAAGUGUGUGGACCCGUGUCCAGGCAAAUGUGGUCUAAAUGCAGUGUGCCAGGCGAUCCAGCACAGAGCCCAUUGCGAGUGCGUCCCGAGAUACACAGGAAAUGCGUUUGUGCGGUGCAACCCCAUUCCAGUUCCCAGAGUACCAGAACCAGUGCGCGAUCCUUGCCAACCCUCACCCUGUGGUCCCAACUCGCAGUGCACGAAUGUAAAUGGACAAGCGGAGUGUCGCUGUCUGCAGGAGUUCCAGGGUACCCCGCCAAAUUGCCGACCGGAGUGUGUAAGCCACGAUGAGUGUGCUAAUACCCUGGCCUGCAUGAACCAGAAGUGCCGCGAUCCCUGUCCCGGAAGCUGUGGCCAGAGUGCCCAGUGUACGGUCAGCCUUCACAUUCCGAACUGUCAGUGCCCCGUGGGCAUGACGGGUGAUCCAUUCCGAAUUUGCCUGCCCAAACCACGUGACGAACCAAAGCCACCACCAACUCCCAAGAAUCCUUGCUACCCUUCGCCCUGCGGAACCAAUGCCGUGUGCCGCGUUCAAGGAGAGAACUACGUCUGCGAGUGCAGCCAACUGGAGUACAUCGGCAAUCCCUACGAGGGUUGUCGCCCCGAAUGUGUGGGCAACUCCGAGUGUCCGGCCAAUCAGGCUUGCAUCCGCAGCAAGUGCCAGGAUCCUUGUCCAGGAGUUUGCGGACUAGAGGCCAUUUGCACCAUGAACAACCACAUACCGAUCUGCUCCUGCCCGCCGGGCUACACUGGCAACGCGUUUGCACAGUGUACCCGUCAGGUAACACCACCUCCUCCCUCGGAUCCUUGCUACCCGUCCCCGUGUGGUCCCAAUUCGAUUUGCCGAAUUCAGAACGAGAAGGCCGUGUGCGAGUGCCUGCCCGGAUUCUUUGGAAAUCCGCUGGCCCAAGGAUGUCGCCCUGAGUGCACCCUCAGUUCGGACUGUGCCAAGGAUCGGGCUUGCAUCAACUCCAAGUGCGUGGAUGCCUGCGUGGGAGAGUGUGGAUUCGGAGCUGUUUGCCAGACGAUCAACCACAGCCCGGUGUGUAGUUGCCCUGCCAACAUGGUGGGCAAUCCGUUCGUCCAGUGCGAGGAACCACGCCAGGCUGAGCCUAUCGAUCCCUGCCAGCCUUCGCCGUGCCGAAGCAACGGAAUCUGUCGCGUUUACAAUGGAGCUGCCACCUGCAGUUAUCCGGAAUGCGUUAUCAACGAGGAUUGUUCCCGAGACAGGGCGUGUGUUAGCCAAAAGUGCCGUGACCCUUGCCUGAAUGCCUGUGGCAUCAAUGCCAUCUGUCGGGCCAUCAACCACAAGGCUGUUUGCAGCUGUCCACCGGAGUUCUACGGUUCUCCGUACGCUCAGUGUCUGAGGCAGCUACCGGAGCCAGAGCCCAAACCGGAAUGCAUCAGUGACGGUGAUUGCACCAAUGACAAGGCCUGCAUCAACCAAGUUUGCCGCAAUCCAUGCGAGCAAUCGAACAUCUGCGCCCCACAGGCGCGUUGCCAUGUCCAGCUCCACCGGCCAUUGUGCGUCUGCAAUGAGGGAUAUACUGGAAACGCCUUGCAGAACUGCUACCUUCUGGGAUGCCGAUCGGACGGUGAAUGUGCCGCCAACGAGGCUUGUGUUAACCAGCAGUGCGUUGAUCCUUGUGGUUUCACACAGUGCGGAACGGGAGCCAUUUGUCGGGCUGACUUCAAUCACCGAGCUAGGUGCCAUUGCCUGGAGGGAUACCGCGGUAAUCCUCUGGUGCGUUGCGAACGUCCAGAGUGCCGAUCCGAUGACGAAUGUGCUUUCCACCUCGCCUGCCGUAAUGAACGUUGCGAAGACCCGUGCAAUUGUGGCAUUGGAGCCCAGUGCCGCGUGGAGAACCAUCGUGCUCAGUGCCGUUGUCCAGCUGGCUUCAGUGGCAACCCGACCGUAAGAUGUGAUCUUGUGCCAACACAACCGGAGGGCUGCACCAUGGAUGCGGAGUGUCCCAGCAAACUGGCCUGCUUCGGCGGCGAGUGCAAGAACCCGUGCGAUGUCACGCAUCCGUGUGGCGCCAAUGCCAUCUGCGAAGUGGUCGACACACUGCCUCUGCGCACCAUGAUGUGCAGCUGCCUACCUGGCUAUGUGGGUGAAGCCGACAUUGGAUGUCACAAAGAACCCCCACGUGAUCAGGGCUGUACGUCACAUGAUCAGUGCCAGGAUACGGAAGCCUGUCGUGGCGGAAACUGCGUCAAUCCCUGCCUGGAUGCAUCGCCUUGCGCUCGAAGCGCCCAGUGUUUGGCCCAACAACAUCGCGCCAUUUGCAGCUGUCCCGAGAGGACACAGGGAGAUCCAUUCACCAACUGCUACGAGCCACCUGAAAUCAAGACUGGCUGCACCCACGAUUCGGAAUGCCAGCCGACCACGGCCUGCAUCAAUAAGCGUUGCCAGGAUCCUUGUGCCGAGGCCAAUCCAUGUGCCGGAAAUGCCGAGUGCCGCGUCCAGCACUCCCGACCUAUUUGCUUCUGUCCAGCUGGUUGGGGUGGUGACCCACAAGUUCAAUGCUACAAACCUGAAUGCAAGAUCAACGCCGACUGUCCGUAUGACAAGACCUGCUUGAACGAAAACUGCGUAGAUCCCUGCACUCAUGGCCAAGUGCGCUGCGGCAAUGGGGCCCAGUGCCUGGCUCAGAACCACCAAGCUGUGUGCAUCUGUCCAACCGGAACUCAGGGAAAUCCCUUCAUCUCCUGCAUCACUGGACAUUGUCAGUACAACGAGGAUUGUGCGGAUCACGAAGCCUGCGAUCGAUUGAAUCGCGUUUGCCGACCGGUUUGCGAUCAGGAGACCUGUACCCUAAACGCCAUCUGUGUGGGUCGUCGCCAUCAGCCGCAGUGCGAGUGCCGACCCGGUUACCAGGGCAAUCCACAUGUGCAGUGCGAUAUACCAGUGAAGACGCCCAAGCCCCAGUGUAUCCAGGAUGCGGACUGUCCAUCGAAAUUGGCUUGCAUCAAUGAGCGCUGCGCAGAUCCUUGCGCCACGCCUCAUGUUUGUACUCCGCAGCAGACUUGUACGGUCUUGGAUACCCUUCCAAAGCGAGCCAUGGCAUGCAAGUGCCCCGGCGAUACAGUGACGGAUAUCUCACGCAACUGCGUGCCCAUCACUGUACCAAAGGUCAUCUCCGGCUGCCAGCACAAUUCUGAGUGCGCCAAUACCGAGGUCUGUUCGCAUGGAAACUGUCUGGAUGCCUGCCGACUGGAGAGAUGUGGCGUCAAUGCCCAGUGUACAGCUCGGGAUCACUAUGCUCAGUGCAACUGCCCUAAGGGCUUCCAAGGCAAUCCCCGCAUCGAAUGCUACACUACAGAAGUUGAUGUACCACGAAUCCCCAAUCCUGGCUGCUCCCGCAACGACGAUUGUCCCAGGGACCAAAUUUGUCGCAACGAGAUUUGCAUCAGUCCGUGUGCCGCGGAUGACUGUGGAAUUGGUGCUUACUGCCAUGUGCAGCAGCGAAAGGCCAUCUGCCGCUGUCCACCUGGUUAUUCCGGUAACCCACAAGAGCGCUGCCUGCCACCUUCCGAUGUGAUACUGGUAGGCUGCAAGUCUAGCACCGACUGCCCCUCGAACGAGGCCUGCAUCAACACCCAGUGCGCCAGUCCUUGCAACUGUGGACCCAAUGCCGAGUGCACGGUGAAGAAUCACCAUCCGAUCUGCUACUGCAAGCCUGGAUUCUCCGGAAAUGCCCAGUUUGGAUGUGCACCCAUUGGCUGCCAGUCGGAUGACGAGUGCAGCGGAGACAAGCAAUGUGUGAACCGCGAAUGUAUCAAUCCCUGCCUGGCCAGCGAUCCUUGUGCCCUUAAUGCCGAGUGUUACGGACGUAACCAUCGCGCCAAUUGCCGCUGUCCCGUGGGAUUGGAGGGUGAUCCGUUUGUGCGUUGUUUGCGCUUGGAAUGCCACUCGGACUACGACUGUGCAUCGAACCUGGCCUGCGUGUCAAACGAAUGUGUUAGCCCAUGUGGUCAACGUAAUCCGUGCGCCCAGAAUGCCAUUUGUCAGGCUCUGCAGCAUCGCGCUGUUUGCCGUUGUCCGGAUCAGUUGCCAUUGGGUAACCCGUACGCUUAUUGCGAACCCAGACCUGUUGAGCCCGUCUGCCGAGAUGAUGGAGAUUGCCCAAGUAAACUGGCCUGCAUCGACGACAAGUGUCAAGAUCCGUGCGCUGUGCUCUCACCAUGCCAUCCAACUGCUCAGUGCAGUGUCCUCAAUAGCGUUCCAGUACGAACUAUGGUUUGCGAGUGUGCCGAGUACGAGGUGCCCGAUGCCAGUGGAGCGUGCCGUAAGAUGGUGCCGCCCAGGCAACCUGGCUGCGAGAGCGACCAGGACUGUCCCGACCAAGAGGCCUGCAUACACGCUCAGUGCCGCAAUCCAUGCAACUGUGGAACUAACGCCGUCUGCCAAGUCACUCAACAUCGCGCCGUAUGCAGUUGCCAGGACGGAUUUGAGGGUAAUCCCUAUGCCUCCUGUCGAUCCAUUGGAUGUCGCGUGGACGGUGAGUGUGAUUCGGGCAAGGCCUGCAUCAAUGGUGACUGCAUCAACCCAUGCCUGAUCAACGAUCCCUGUGGACCCAACGCCGAAUGCUACGUGCAAUCGAACCGUGCCCAGUGCCGCUGCCUGAGUGGCUAUCGAGGAAAUCCCUACGAGCGUUGUCGUGUCAUUGGCUGCAGCAGCAACAACGACUGUCCCACGGACAAGACCUGCCAGAACGAGCAGUGCGUGAAUCCCUGCGUCUACCACAACCCGUGUGCCCCGCGUGCGGAGUGCAGGGCACAGAACCAUUUGGCCGUGUGCCGCUGUCCUGCCGAAUUCCUGGGCAAUCCAUACGUGGACUGCCGACCGCCGCCACAACCCAUCUGCCAGUUGGACACUGAUUGUCCCGGUCGCCAGGCCUGCAUCAACGAACAGUGCGUGGAUCCAUGCGUUGUAUUGGAACCGUGCCAACGGCCUGCUAUCUGCGAGGUGACUCCUACCUCACCGGUGCGUACGAUGCUAUGUAUCUGUCCGGAUGGCUAUGUCAGCAGAGGAAAGGGAGGCUGUAAGCCUACGCCAGGAAUCAAGGAGGUUGGAGGUUGCAUCUCGGAUUCAGAUUGCCCGGCAGACAAGUCCUGCCUGAACAGCGUCUGCCGAGAUCCUUGCAACUGUGGCUUGAAUGCCGAAUGCCGUAUUAAGGACCAUAAACCCGUAUGCACUUGUCGCCAAGGAUUUGAGGGUAACCCAGAGUUUGAGUGCUCCAAGACCGAGUGCAGUAUCAACUCAGAUUGCCCGGGUACUCACGUGUGCCGCAACCAGCUCUGCAUUCCUGCCUGUCAGGGUGAACAGUGUGGAUCCAAUGCCCAGUGCUUGGCCAUCGAGCAUCAUGCGGUAUGCGAGUGCAUCCCAGGACAUGGUGGAAAUGCCAGGAUUGCUUGUACUCCGUUGGGAUGUCGCUCAGACGACGAAUGUCCAACGGACAAGGCGUGCGUCAAUGGCAAAUGUAAUGAUCCUUGUACAACAACAGCUUUAUGUGCCCAGGACGAGCUGUGCAAGGUGUAUCAUCACCGACCACAGUGCGCCUGUCCACCAGGAACCGUGCCCGGAAAGAAUGGCUGCGAAUCGGAGCGACACAUUCCCAUCUGCAUAAGCGAUGCGGACUGUCCCAGCCAGAAAGCCUGUCUGCGCGGAGAGUGUGUGAAUCCUUGCAAUGCCACCCAACCAUGCGGAGUCAAUGCCUUCUGCAGUGUCCGUGAUACAUUGCCCGUGAGAACGAUGAUCUGUGAGUGCCUUGAAGGCUACACUGGCAACCCAGCCGUGCAGUGCGACAAGCGUUCGCUGUGCGUCAUCGAGAAGGGCUUCGUUCGAGAUGUAGAUGGACAAUGUGUUUGCCCACCUGGAACCGCUUUGGAUAUCUACGAAUACUGCACCCCAUGCCGAGAGGAGCAAGGCUUCCGCAUCGACGAGAGUGGUCACUGUGUGUGCGCCUUGGAGCGCGGAAUGGUGAUUGAUGAGCGCGGCCGUUGCACCUGCCCCAUUGAUCUGGGCUACCGUCUGACUCCACGUGGCGAAUGCCAGCCGGAGGAGCCGCCAGAGUGCACGAGCAAUGAUCAGUGCGCCGACAAUCGAUUCUGCAACCUAGACACCAAAACCUGUGAAGAUCCCUGCCUGACCAAGGUGUGUGGAGUGAAUGCCUUCUGUAACGCGGUGAAUCACCGAGCCCAGUGCCAGUGCAUCACCGGUUACACGGGCAAUCCGGAGCUACACUGCAACCACACCAACUUCCGCACCGAUUUCCCACGACCCGAUAUGGUGGUUAGUUGUCUUGCCGAUGGCGUUCAAGUAGAAAUCCACAUUACGGAGCCAGGAUUCAACGGAGUGCUAUACGUUAAGGGUCACAGCAAGGACGAGGAGUGCCGUCGGGUGGUCAACCUGGCUGGCGAGACUGUUCCUCGUACCGAGAUCUUCCGUGUCCACUUCGGUAGCUGUGGCAUGCAGGCUGUAAAGGAUGUGGCAAGCUUCGUGCUGGUCAUCCAGAAGCAUCCCAAGCUGGUCACUUACAAGGCCCAGGCCUACAACAUCAAGUGUGUCUACCAGACUGGCGAGAAGAAUGUCACCCUAGGAUUUAACGUAUCCAUGCUGACGACUGCCGGAACAAUUGCCAACACAGGACCGCCGCCGAUCUGCCAGAUGCGCAUCAUCACCAACGAAGGCGAAGAGAUCAACUCUGCAGAGAUCGGCGACAAUCUCAAGCUGCAAGUGGAUGUGGAGCCAGCCACCAUUUAUGGAGGCUUCGCCCGCUCUUGUAUUGCCAAAACCAUGGAGGACAAUGUACAGAACGAGUAUUUGGUCACGGAUGAGAAUGGCUGUGCCACGGAUACCAGUAUCUUUGGAAACUGGGAGUACAAUCCGGACACGAACAGCCUGCUGGCCAGUUUCAAUGCCUUCAAGUUCCCAUCGAGCGAUAACAUCCGCUUCCAGUGCAACAUACGAGUCUGCUUUGGACGCUGUCAACCCGUCAAUUGUGGUGGCUACAACGCCUUCGGGCGACGUCGCCGCUCCAUUGCGGACAACUCCACCGAUGCGACCGCCAUUGCCACGAAUUCGGGUGUGGAGGGUCAACUGCGCGAAGAGAUCACAAUCUCAUCAAAUGCCAUUUUGACAUUCGAGAAGCGCAGCGGUCAAGGUCUCAAUGAUGCCAACAUAAAACCGGCGGCUCAAAGGGUCGAGGAUAUCUGCGUGUCUAUGGUGGGACUGAUCAUUGCGCUGGUCAUCACGGCACUGUUGGCUCUUGUGGCCGUUGCCGUGGCAGUUUCCUGCUGGCUAAUGGCCUAUAGGAGGAGGCCCAAGACCAUUGCGCCCCUGCCCCAUCCGCCAGAGUUCCCCAAUCCGCUGUUCUCCAAUCCCGACGCAGUGCCCGAGCCAACGCCGGAUUACAUAUCCUAAACGUAACGUAACAAUACACUGAUACACAACACCUAGCUAUAUCUUUAGUAUGUAAGAGAAUCGAAUGAAAAUGAAAAAGAAAACAUUGUGAAUAUUUGAAAGGCAAGUGCAAAAGGUUAUGAAUUAUGCAAUACAGAUUAAAUCGCGAAAGAUUAUCAAGAUUGAAGAAAAGAAAAACAAAAGUAAAGUUGUGAGCUGAAAGUAUAGUCGGCUCCAUUGGCCGUAAAACGAAACUAUGAAAGAUUGAAUUAUUGUAAAAAGCAAAAAAGACGAAGCGAGAAUCGCAUCAAGAAUGCACGAAAGUAAUAUAGUAGCUUAAGAAAAUAAUUUUAUUAAUUGUAAUAACGAUUAGUAUUCUCCUUCCUACUAACAUGAGAAUUCCGCGUAGUGUUUGUACGUUUAGCUGCCCCAUAGAGACCACCAACUGCCAAAACAGAUGUGAGGGAAUUCACCCAUAGAGAGUGCAGCUACAAACGAAUUCUCGUCCUCUAACGACAACUUCUUCAUUAGUCGAGUACCAAUAUUAAUUCUGUUAUAUAUGUAUAACUAAAGACUUCCUAUAAAUAUUUAGGGUGUGGGUAGUAGCAACAACACUUUGUAUUAUAGCACAGACACACGCACACACAACUGCAACUACUUCCUGUAAUUUAGAUACCAACUCAACUCGCCCGUUAAAAUUGAAAACUGCCUUUGAUUUCCAACAAGAAAAACGAACAAUGCACCCCAGAAUACUCUCUAGCAUAAUAUAUGUAAGAGAUCGUUGGGCCUCGGUCAAUAAGAUACUUUUCCGCGUCUAUCAUCCAUAACCACUGGACAAUAUGCCAACGAUUGUCCCAGUUGGGUUGUAGACAAGCUCAAGAGUCAAAACACACACACACACACAAAUCUCGAAGAAAUCAGACCACUCUAACCGGCUUAUAGACGUGGGAACAGUUUCAUCUGGAUCUAGGCACCAACUCGUUGAGGGAACAUAACUAUAACUGCCACUGAGGCGUCAUCAGCGCACAAAUGAUACUUAUCUAUUGCAUAGGAAAUACUAGGUUUGUUUUAAUUUUAAUCGCAACACCGACUAAUGGAGGAUUUGAUUUUGACCACUGUCCCUCGACCACUUACUUGUACUACACUCUACUAUGAUUAACCAUUAUUUUUGUAGUUUUAUAGUCAAUUAAUAUUAAAUUGUUGUGAUUGUUUUUAAUGCAAAAGAGAUACUUCCACUAACUUACUAAUAUGUAGAGACAAAAGUAUAGAGCGUACUUAAAAAGGCAACGAACCAGCGCCCUUGUCUCCGCCCCUGCCCCAACCCCCUUUGCCAUUCUCAAUCGGGAACAGCGCGCAGCUGUCAACGCGCCGGAAACUAUGCAGCGAAUUUCCGUUUCCGGCGCCCGUUUCACAGAGCAUGUCUUUUCCCGAUGCGAUUAUAGGUGGUGGGAGGGCGGGUUCGCGGAGUCGGGCCUGGAUAAAUAAAUUAUUAAAAAUGAAGUUUUAAAUUAAUAUUAUUAAACGUAAACAAAAUGUAUAGUCACUACUUUAAGAAGAAAGAGAAUUUUCUUUAUAGUAAAAUACCAUACAAAAUAAACUCGCACUCAGACACGUACACAAAGAGACAGAAUUUGUAAAUAAUACACAGGCAAACUCUAUGGUAUUUUUAAAUAGCGCAUUAUUGUGUAUAGGUUUCAGCACCUCGACUCCCAAAUCCGAACUAAAUCACAGGCUAACCCUAACCCAUGCCAGGCAUAAAAUUAUUUUCUUAAUUCCAUAGCCAAUAUGCAUAUGCAAGCAAGUGCACAAAAAUAGCAACCGCCUCGUUCACAAUUACCACACACUUUUAUUUUUCUUCACAAGAACCGCUUCAAAAUCGUACCCUAAAUAGAGUUACAUUGAACAUAGACAAAACUUUUGCACUGGCAGCAAAUAUAAAUGAGAAAAUAAUAAGGAAUAAGAAUGGCUCUUAUUGUAAAAAGAAAGCAAUAGUUAAAUUGUACUUAUAAAACGUGUAUUUAAUAACGAGAAACGAACAUACUUGUAAUCGCUUAUUGUAAACUAAUAAAUAAAUAAAUAAAUAAAUAUAAAUCAA
This is a messenger RNA of Drosophila mauritiana, 59493 nucleotides long. RefSeq lists its product as uncharacterized. The transcript has 49 exons. Gene Ontology annotation, cellular component: nucleus. The record is from RefSeq and is a predicted model, not a curated record. The coding region runs from base 6 to 57419 and encodes 19137 amino acids. Lineage: Eukaryota; Metazoa; Arthropoda; Insecta; Diptera; Drosophilidae. Gene Ontology annotation, molecular function: calcium ion binding; zinc ion binding.